Messenger RNA from Pelobates cultripes (western spadefoot toad), 72781 nucleotides. The record is from the annotation of a GenBank genome assembly. Lineage: Eukaryota; Metazoa; Chordata; Amphibia; Anura; Pelobatidae.
GGGAACUUUCGUUUCAGUAACUACACUCAUUGGAACCUCACUUGGGCUCGACGCAGCUGUGGUCGCAGGUAAAAUUCAGGGGAUUGUCUGAUUAUACAGUUUACGGCAUUUGUUGUCAUUGAAGAUUUACCUCCUUCCCCUCCCUUUUCCUACCCAAGAAUAGUAUUGCAGGUAAUUUCUCCUGUAUUUUAAUCGCCUCUGUGAGAGCUCAUGUGAGAAACAUAUGUUCAUAACAUGUGUGCAGUUUACCCGAGUAUAGUCUGAAUGUGUUGGUUUAUAUACUUGUUUUUUUUUAUUUUUUAUUACCCCAUGUGUGAUACUAUACAAAUCAAGCGAGAUAUUUCUUUAUUGGAAGGCAUGACUCAGAAUUAAAAGUUACCUGCAUUGAUUUACACGCUUGAUUUGGUGUAAUAUUUUGGACUUUUAGUGGUGUUUAAAUUACUCUGUAAGCAAGAGUGUGCAUUAGGCAAAUGGUACAUAGUACUUUUACUCUUCUCUUGAAUAUUGUACAAAAAGCAGUAUAAUUAGUGUUUUAUUAUAUAUAUGGAACACUCCAAGCACUACCACUACUACAGCUUACUGUAGAGGGUGUGGUACUGAAGUCCCCUGUUGUAGGUAGCCAAACUGGCUCCUCUAAUAAUGGAGAUCUUGGAAUUAGCUGCAUGGGCUCAGAGUGUAGCCUGGUGUCACUAAGAAAGAAACACUCUAGUCACCAAAACAACUCUAGCUUAACCCCUUCAGGACGGAGUCAAUAGUGCACAUUCUGAACAAAACAAACAAAAACUGGAAUUUGCGCUAUAUGUCUGUUCAACCGUAAUUCACCGCUGUCACAUUAAGUGCACCCACACUUAUUAUAUAUCAUUUUGUUCAGGAGAACCAGGGCUUUAAUUUACCAUUAACUAUUCAUAAAUGGAACAUCAUUUAUUAUGAAUAAAAUUUACCCCCCACCCCCCCCUUAACAGGUUUUAUGGUGUUUUGUAAAGUUACAGGGUCAAAUAUAGCACAUUACAUUUUCAAAUUGAAAUUUGCCAGAUUACUAAUGUUACCUUUGAGAUGUUGUGGUAGCCCAGGAAUGAGAAUUACCCCAAUAAUGGCAUAUGAUUUGAAAAAAGUAGACAACCCAAGGUAUUGAAAGUGGGGUAUGUUUAGUCUUUUUUAGUAGCCACUUAGUCACAAACACUGGCCAAAGUUAGCGUUCAUAUUUGUUUUUGUGUGAAAAAAGCAAAAAAUGAAUAUUUGGCCAGUGUUUGUGACUAAGUGGCUACUAAGAAAGACUGGACAUACCCCAUUUGCAAUACCUCGGGUUGUCUAUUUUUGCAAAUGGUAUGCCAUCAUGGGGGUAAUUCUCAUUCCUGGGCUACCAUACACACUCAAAGGCAAUAUAAACAAUCUGGCAAAUUUCAAUGUGAAAAAAAUGAAAUGCAAGCCUUAUAUGUGACUCUCUAACUUUCCAAAACACCAAAAAACCUGUACAUGGGGGGUACUGUUAUUCUCGGGAGACGUCACUAAACACAAAUAUUAGUGUUUUAAAACAGUAAAACAUAUUUCAACAAUAAUAUAGUCCAUAAAAGAGCCGUUCGUUUGUAAAAAAUGCAAAAACCGUCACUCUUACUUAAAUUUUAUUACAACAAUGAUAUUUUAUCAUUUUGAAACACUAAUAUUUGAGUUCAGCAAAGUCUCCCGAGUAAAUCAGUACCCCCUAUGUACAGGUUUUAUGGUGUCUUGGAGAGUUAAAGGGUCAAAUAUAGUGCUUGUGAAUUAAUCAAAUCACAUAAUUGUGUUAAAAGACUUAAAUAUACACGUAGAAUUUUAAUAUAUAUGCAUUUAUAGGUAUUUAAAUUCUAUGUGUAUGCUAAUGUAAUCUUUUAUGUAAUUAUAUGUGUAUAUAUAUUUGUAUUUUAUAUAUAUAGAUAGAUAUAUAGAAUGUCAUUCUAAGUGUAUUUUGUUACCAAUAUAUAUAUAUUAACAAAAUACAGUUAGAAUGAAAUUACAUAUGAAUAUAUAAUUUAUAUAAAAUUUUGUUUCAAUAUUUUAUUUAUUGUAAUUAUACGUAUAUAUGUGAUGUGUAUAUAUCUAUUUUAUAUAUAUAUAUAUAUAUAUAUACAUAUUAUAUAUAUGUAACGUCAUUCUGUGUAUUUUAAUACUAAUAUAUGUACUUAUAUUAAUAAUAAAUACACUUUGUAUGACGUUACAUAUAUAUAAUAUGUAUAUAUAUAUAAAAAUACAUUUAUUUUAAUUUUACACAUGUUUAAUUCUUUUUUUUUCACCAGCAGGGGGACUGUCUGACAUUUCAGACAGUCCCCCUGCUGGCAGAUCCACAGCCAGCUAUAGGGGGGCUCAUUUGCCAGGGUAGGGCUGCCUGGGCUGUCAGGCAGCCCUCCAGAAGAGGAUCGCGGCGGAGGUAAGUCCACCGGACCUCCAGCGGCUGCAAGCCGUUACGGCGUUCUAUGCCGCCGCAACGGCUUUAAUGCCCGUUUAAUGCGGGGCGGCAUAGAACGGCGUUAAGGGGGUUAAUGGAACACUGUAGUGUCAUUAUUAUUGGUAUUUGUAUAGCGCCAACUAAUAGUCUCAGUAUACAAACGUGUGUUUCUGACACUAUAUAGUUCUUGAAUAACAGUUUAGGUGGCUACCCCCACUGUGAAAAGAGUUAAAGGUGAUUUUGCUCCCCUUUUUCCAUUGCUGCGUGGGUCUCCUUGCGGCAGGCUCCGCAACCGCUCCACCCCUUUGCUGAGAUCAUGAAACUUGGUGAUCUUAGCCUCCCAAUGUUUCCUAUGGGAAAGCAUUGGAUUGGCUAUCACGUAUGAACAGCGCCAAUUAUUUAUAUAUACAAUAUUUUCUUAUAUUGAAUGGGGAGACCGCAGAGACACUGAACAUCAGUGCUACACAUUAUGCAGCACUGACCUGGGAAACACUGCUAGUGACCAUCUGCGUGACUGCCUCUAGAGUUGUUCCUAGGCAAUAAUAUAAACACUGCCUUUUUUCUGAAAAGGUGGUAGGCAGUGUUUAUAUUAAAAAGACUGCAGGGACAGGCAGUAGACACCAGAACAACUACAUUAAGUUAUAGUUGUUCUGAUGAUUAUAGUGUCCCUUUAAUGAAGCAGUUUUAGUGUAUAGAUUGUAUUCAGUUGUCUGCCAUUUAUGCAUUAAAGCACCACUGAUACCGUCUGCGAAUUUGUCAAAGUCCCCCAACAUUGACAUUGCCGUUGAUGGUCCGGUGGCUGCAGGACUCUGCCUUGAGUCUAAAAAGGCAGGUGGAGGAAAAAUACACAGAUAACAUAGUCUCUACUUUGUCUAUGUAUGUCUCUUCACUGGUUUGGAAUUUCAGUAAAAUUCCAAUACAGUCCAAAUGAGCAUUUCAUAAAGAUUCUAUCUAUGAAAUAUUAAUUUUUCAGAGGCCAGGUGAAGGUGUCACUUUAACUCUUUGUUUAUGCAGCCCUGUCCACACCUCCCUACAUGUGACUCACACAGCCUUCUUGAACACUUCCUGUAAAGAGAAAUGUUUAAGCUACCUUUAAUGCACAGUCUGUUUAAUUUAGAAUGUCUUAUCUCCUGCUCUGUUUAUAGCCUUCUAGAUCCAGCAGGACCCUACUAUGUGUGAUGAAAGUUUAAUUUACAGAGUAAGAGACUUCCAAAGCAAGUUAACAUCAGAUUGAAAAUGUAUCAAUUUUUUUCCAUGCAGGCUGUCUGAGUAGGGGGAAGAGUGGCUAGGGCUGCAUAAACAGAAACACGUGAUUAAACUCCUAAAUGGCAGGGCUUCUGUCGCUCUAUAGAUGUAGUAGAGGGAGGCUGGAAGAGAUCUCCAUAAGGAAAAGCCUGUAGUGGGUGUCAGGAUGACAGCCACUCAGUGUAUUCUCUGGUACAGGUGACUUUACCAUAGAUGGGACCUGUGUAUAAAACCGAAAAAAUGAAGUAACUAAUAGAUGUGUAAAAGUGAACAGAGGAGCUAUUAUUGUUAACCUUACAACACCACUAAGCAGAUAAAAUACUUAUACACAUUCAUUUAAUCUCUGUGUAUAAAACCACUUAAAGGAUUAACUGGAGUAGGCUACAGGGAGAACUUGGCAUUGGCAUAUGUUCUAAAUAAGUUUUUUUUUUUGUUUUGUUUGUUUUGUUCUUGUAUUUGUGACAGUUUAUUAUAAUAUAGAUUUCAACAGAAAUAUGCACUUUUUUCUAUUUGGGACAGAAACACCCAACACCUACACAGCCAGGGAGGUUUUCUCCUGAUUCCGUGCAGUAGCCCAGCUGUCCUGGACUAGGUGCACUACCAUUCUCAAUGAGCUGCCGCUCAUUUUAAAGCCACAAUCACGGGGGCGGAGCUAGGCCAUCAAGCAUGACAGAUGUGUGUAAAGCGUGCUCCUGCUGCAAGGGUCGAAUUGUGGAUAAAAUGCUAACCUACCUACCAUAUCGCACUGCUUCUGCUGAGAAAUCCCAGGUGAUGCAUUGAGACCUCCAAAGAGACUUCCCUCCACCGGGAACCCGGGAAAUUAAGCUAAGGCCUACUGGCAAAGGAGAGGCGGCCGAUCGCCUUGUCACAGUUUCCACGAAGGGCUGCACAGCGCUCCUCUCCCCCCCCCCCUCAGGACCGGUGGGGUUAUCCCAGUCCCCACUGAACCUGUUUUGGGACAUUGAUACUGCACAUACCGUUCGACUAGAACUUACUCUAUACAGUACAGCGAGUACUUGAUCUCUACGAAAUGGCGGACGCAACUUCUGUUGACAAACAGAGCCUGAGUCCAUCCAGACACAUGUACUUCCACUCGAUUGAAUCAGGACUGGACAAGAUCUUCAAAGCCUUCUGGCUGAAGCUUUCAGAGCAUAUGAAUGCAUCUCCUCCUGAGCCGACGGAAGGAGAGCGCUGGUGGCAGAAGUGAGCGGCAGUAUAGCCAGCCAAAAGCUGAACUGCCAUACCGUAUGCCGACCCAUCUCGAGAGGUCAGACCUCUCUGCAUCAGCCACACAGGCUUAAUUUCAUGUGCCGCAGUCUACGUAACAGAACGAGAUCCUCCGACCGCCCCAGGAUGAGGAUAGACUUGGCCCCCAGGAUACACAAAGUCUGUGGUUCGUGGAUGCUGGCACACAGAAAGGCCUGGGACUGGUUGGGGGGACCUGACCCAACAAGGUAUUGCAGCUGUCCACAUGUACUCUCUUGGACGCACUCUUGCCUUGCUGCUCAGGGGGAUUAGCUGAUCGGGGUUUUGGAACAUAACAUGCCUCACACAUGGGCCUCAUGCUAGCAUUUGCCAUUCUCUCUAUUAUUUGUUAUAGAUGCUGUGAUAAAGUGAAGGCAGAUAGGCCUUUUAACCCCAGGGGAAGUACGUGUAGUUUGUGUGUUGCACAACACAAAACACUGUUUAGUUAUGGGCCCCUGGGGUGGAGCAUUUGGAGAGAAGGGUGGGCCAAUGCUCCACUCCACAGUUUAGUGGUUUUCUGGGGAGACAUGGAUCCAGGCCAGGAUUUUUUGGAUCGUCUCCAACCCACUGCUCAGCUGCAGUUAAUGAGCUGUUGCAGUGGGAAUAAACUCCAGGUAAAGGAGAGGGAUUGCUGGCUUCCUCCCAGGAAGCAGGUAGGAGAGAGAGGCUGUUCUCUCCAGAUAGAGUCAAGGAGACUAGGCAUUUGGAGUGCAGAAAGGAAGCAGUCAGGGCAAGGCUGGCUUGGAGCACUGGGAGUGCAGAAAGGAAAGCAGUCAGGGCAAGGCUGGCUUGGAGCACUGGGAGUGCAGAAAGGAAAGCAGUCAGGGCAAGGCUGGCUUGGAGCACUGGGAGUGCAGAAAGGAAAGCAGUCAAGGCAAGGCUGGCUUGGAGCAUUGGGAGUGGAGAAAGGAAAGCAACAGGCUAGCUAGCAGAGUGUUGCUAUCUAGUAAGGUUGGUGCCAUAUGUUUUUGUUAGUUUAACCCUGAUAGAGAGGGAUAUACAAAGUGAGUUAGUGCUCAGACGAGCUAGGUUUUUCGUUUAUAGGGUUUUCUGUUACAGUUAUGUUUUUCAUUUACUGCUGUAUCCUGUGUGGAUUUAACAAUAAAGUGACUGGAUUAUAUCUAAAGCAAAGGACUGUGCAUGUUUUUGCCCUAGAGGACCGUGCUACCUGCUGACAAGGAUCACAAUGCCCAGUUAAUGUUUGCUCUACCUCUCAUACCUUGCAGCUAUCAACCUGCUAAGUGCAGCUGUCCAGAGAUGCUCGUUUCAGUGGAGAACUUUCCAAGUUAAUGAAGCAUUUCCAGUACCCUCUAACACAAGGGUUCUCAACCCAGUCCUCAGGACCCCCUACCAGUCCAGGAUUUGGGGAUUACCUGGGUGUGUCUCAGGUGUUUAGAAAAAGGGAAAAAAACACCUUAGACUCUAAGGUGUUUUUUUUUUUUUUUUUCUUUUUCUUAACACCUUAGACACACCCAGGUAAUCCCUAAACCCUGGACUGGUAGGGGGUCCUGAGGACUAACGUUGAGAACCCAUGCUCUAACAGAUCAUCUUAUACCUAUUGCGACCCAUCAUUAAUGCUAUCUACCAGUCUGUUACACCUGUCAUGCUUUGAGUAACUCUAAGAGGGUUAGCAUGUUAUCGUAACUUACUUUUACAUACUGUAAUGCAAAAGUGCAACUAUUUUGAAUGUUAAGUCACUAUACUCUACAGCCUGUUUAGCUAUACGUAUGAAUGCCGAGAUGACUUAUUAAGCUUUAUGUUAUUGUUUGCACAAUCUGUUUUAUAUCCAACAACAAAAAUACGAGGCUGGACUCUCAAGGAAUGUAUUUUAUGACUUGAUGUAACUUUCCUUUUAAUCUGUAUCGUCAUGCAUUUACCUGCCUCAAUAAAAGAAAGAUUAACAAAAAAAUUAAAAUAAAGCCACAAAUGCAUGCACCUGCAGUUCCAACUUGGAGGCUUAUUAGUUAAAAGCCUCUAACUGCUUUAUUCACAGACACAGAGGGCUUAUAAAGGUUGCAAGCAGCAGGUCUGCAGCUUUUACAAGGUGUUUUUCCAUAUAAUCCCAAAGAAAACAUGCUAAAAAAUAAUAUAGUCCUGGAAACCUUAAGAAACCACAUUUCCCCCCCUCAUAUCCACAUCUAUGCAUGUAUGGCAGCAAUUCAAUUCAAUUCAGGUCUGUUUUAUUCCAUAACAGGCACACCUCAUCCUACUUAAGAGGUAUUGAUUAGGUGCUUAGCACUGUCUUCUACUAUGCCAAAACAUUUGAAAAAGGUUAUUUUGGAGGAAAACUUUCUCGCCAGAACUACCUUUGUGGUCAUCAAAAUAUGUAUUAUUAUCAGGGUUUUUUUUUUUUAAUAGGCAUGCUAGGCCACCCGUGAUGUAAAAGCUCAGUGGAGUAAAAGGUAUAUUUACUUAACAUAUUACAUUUAUAUGAUCUUUAAUAUGCCUCCGUAGCCUUUUUUUUUUUUAUUUUUAUUUUUUUGCUGCUCAAAUUGCCACCAUAUGUGAGGAUAAUCCCCUUUCCCUAUUUCACAUCUCCAGCAUUUAUUUUGCAUAUCUUUAAAUAUGUUUGCAUAUCUUUAUAAGUUUUUCUGGGACCAUGUACCAUCUAUUUACUAAUUUUAUAGAAAUUCUCUACAAUAUUUAAGCAGUGUACUGUUUUGUUGACAUUUACUUUAGCCAAUAGCCAACAUUUGUUAGUGAUUUCUAUAUUAAGAUCUUUUCCCCAGCUAAUUUUAGCCUUCAAGUCAAAGUUCUUUUUUAUCUCUUUUACAAGUUCAAAACAUCUAGAUAUGUGACCUUUCUGCUUUUAAUUGAUGAUGAUAUUUCUUAGACUAUUAUUACCCUCUUCAAGAUUAAAUUUCAAAUAUUUCCCCAGAAAAUACUUGAUUCUGAGAUAUGUGAAGAUCUCUUUACUUUGAAGUCCGAGCUGUGCUUGUAUCUGGUUGAAGGGCUUAAUUUCCUUUUUUUAUUAUUCAUUCAUUAAUAGUCUUUAUUCUGGCCAACAACCAAUUACUAAUAAUUAAAUGACCAUUAUAGUGCCAGGAAAACAUACUCGUUUUCCUGGUACUAUAGUGCCCUGAGGGUGUCCCCACCCUCAGGGACCCCCUCCCGCCCAGCUCUGGAAGGGGGAAAGGGGUAAAAACUUACCUUUUUCCAGCACUGGGCGGAGAGUUCUCCUCCCCGUCGGCUGAAUGCGCACGCGUGGCAAAAGCUGCGCGCGCAUUCAGCCGGUCACAUAGGAAAGCAUUCGUAAUGCUUUCCUAUGGACGCUGGCGUGCUCUCACUGUGAAAAUCACAGUGAGAAGCACGCAAGCGCCUCUAGCGGCUGUCAAUGAGACAGCUGCUAGAGGAAAUAGGGGAAGGCUUAACCCAUUCAUAAACAUAGCAGUUUCUCUGAAACUGCUAUGUUUAUGAAAAAAAUGGGAUAACCCUAGCUGGACCAUUAAGCUGAAGUGGUCUGGGUGCCUAGAGUGGUCCUUUAAGUCUUCCAUAUUACCAGAAAUCACCUCUAUUGACAAGAAAUUAAACAAUCUAUUUUCUAUCUAAUAAUCUUUUUUUUUUUUUUAAAUCAAUACCAGACUUUCAGGAUAUUCCCCAUAACCAAUGACUUUUCUUAGGCCACUGUAAUGUUAACUUAAUUUUUUGGACAGUAAAAAAACAAACAAACCAGACUUUCUUUUCCCAUCUAUUCUGACUCUAUUUGGUACCAGGCUUCUUCUUUUUGAUCCCUACUUUGAGUGAUAAUGGCGUGUGCCAACAUACAAGCAUUAUGAUAUUCUAUUAUAUUCAGAGCUGCUAAUCCCCCAUCUUUUUUUUUUUUCUUCGAUAAUAUAUUUACAUUUAUUCUGGGUUUCUUCCCUUUCCAAAUGAAUCUAGAAAAAGCUGACUGUGUCAUUUUCAACCAGGGUAAGAGAACUUGUACCGGUAGCGUUCUAAAAAUGUAAUUCCACUUGGGCAGGAUAUAUGAUCGUAUUUAUUCGUUCCAACCAGGAAAUCUCCUUACCCAUCCAUUAUUUUAAGAUUUUAUUCGUAUAUUUUAUAAGAGGAAGAAAAUUUGCUUCUAUUAUUUUGUGUUUUUUUUUUAAUUUUAAUAACCAAAAAUUUAAUAUUCUCCUUUGCCCAAAUAAAAUUACAUGUUCUAAUAAAAUUCCUGUCCUCGGUAUCCAUCUUUCUUGUCAUUAUAAUGGUCUUAUUCAUAUUUAAUUUAUAAUUUGAAUAUUCACUAUAAUGUCCUAUUACCUUGAUCAAUUCCGGCAGAGAAGACAUCGUCCGCGUAUAAAGUAAUUUUAUGUUCUGUUUUUUUCAUCCAUAUCCUACAUUCUAUUUAUUGCUUCUUAUAUCUGCAGCUAGGGGUUCUAUUGUUAGAACAUAUAAUAAAGGCGACAGGGGGCAGCCCUGUCUAGUGCCAUUUGUUAUAGUGAACCAUUCUGCAUCUUUCCUGGUCCUACUGUCCUAGCUGAAGGUACCGGAUAUAGCGCCAUUAUUGCGUUGUGCACAUCGCCCACCAAACCAUAUGCCGUCAAAGUGUUACUCAAAAAAUCUCAUCCGACCCUGUCAAAGGCUUUCUCAGCAUCCAGUGACAGGGUCAGAAGGGGAACAUCCAUUCGACGUGCAUCCAAAACUCGUCUGAGACCUCCUGCUGUCACUCUUCCUGGGAUAAAGCCAACCUGAUCCUUUUUGUAGUAAAUCAGAAAUACAGGGUUUUAAUCAUUCCGCUAUGAUCAUUGCAUAAAUCUUAACAUCUCCAUUAAGAAGGGAGAUCGGGCAGUAAUUAGUUAUUAUCUCUGGAUCUUUAUCAGGUUUCAAAAUUGGGACAAUAUUCACUUGGAGCAUCCUUAGGGAAAAUAUGAUUGACAAUAAUCUCAUUAAAUAUCAUUGCAAGGCAUUUUGGUAGCACAUCCCUAAAUAUCUUAUAGAAUUUAUUUGUGUACCCAUCUGGCCCAGGAGCUUUAUUAAUUUUCAGCUUAUUUAUUGCUGCUUUUAUAUCCUCUUGAGUAAUAGGUUUAUUUAUGACCUCAAGUUGUUCUCCAGAUACUUCUGGCAUUUUUUUUCCCCCCCAAAAUAUUCCAUUGGAGGGGGUUGUUUUUUUAAAUCUGUUUCUAGAUUAUAUAAAUUUCUAUAAAAUUCAUUAAAGGCUGUGCCAAUUUUUGUGGACACAUAUAUUUCUUUCUCUGACCUAAUUUUAUAGAUCUUCCUCAUUUAUUUUUUAUUUUUAAGUUUUUGUGAGUACCUCGUUUACUCUAUUACUCUUAUAGUACUAAUUGAUCUUUAAAGAUUGUAAAUUCUUAUUUUUCUCCUCAAUUAAUAAUUCAUUUAUAUUAUCUUGACUUAAUAAUAAUAAUAAUAAUUUUAUACUAGUCUCCUUGGUUGGUAAGAUUUUCUUUUCUUUAGAUAGUUUAUAAAAGUCAAUAUAAAGAUCAGCAAGCGAUUUUCACAUUUUUUUUUUCUCAAUUGUGCCCAAUUUGAUUAGAUAUCCUCUUAUAACACCUUUAUAAGUUUUUUCCAUACUAGAGGGAGAGAAAUUUCCCCUCCUUUUCUAUGAAAUAUUUUUCUGACAUCUCCGUUAUAUAUUCUCUAUUAUUUUUUUUAUUUUUUAUUUUUAAAGGAGGAUCUUAUCAUUUAAUCACCAUGCUGUUCUUUUUACACAUUUAUUUUCUGGGCAGGGUUCAAGAUUAUAGCAUUGUGAUCUGACCAGGCAACUCCAUGUAUCAACACUUAAUUGAUAUCAUUGCCCAAGAAUAGAUGUAUUCUUGAGUAAGAGAGAUAUGUUCUGGAAAAACAAGUAAAAUCCAUCUCUCCUGGGUGAAAGAUACGCCAUAUAUCUAGUAGUCCAAAUUUCAUGACAAUUCUUUGAAAUUGUACAGCCUGAGAAAGGUUUUGUUUAUUGCUCCUGCUUUUGGAAUUUUUUUUUAUCUAAACUUGCAUCAAGAAUUCGAUCGAAAUCUCCCGCUGUAAGUACCUUUCCUUGUUUUAUUUUUAUUUAUUUUUUUUAAAAUUCUUUAUUUUGUCGUGCAUGGGGGAGUGCAGAUGUCUGCUCCGAGUUUCAGGAUGUGGUGUCUGGAGAGCGGCUGUCCCUUCGACGCCAGACAGGCUUGAAGGCCGCAGCAAAUGAGGGUAAUGUAGUCCGGUUCAGGAAAGUGCAGAGUCAGGUACUGACUGUCACCAGAUUCCCCAAUAUGCGGUGAGUAACUUCUUGGAGCUGAAAACUUUUGUUUGGCAGAAGUAUAGCUUAUUUAGCAGGUGUUUCUCAGGAGUUUGCCUUGCAUGCGUCCUCUCUGCUUGCCAGUUAGGCUCCGCCCGUUUUAUUUUAUCGACCUUAUCUAACAUAUUUGUAAAAUAUCUAUUCAAAGUGUUAUUAGGCGCAUAUAUAUAUUGACUAAUGUAUAGAUUUCAGCAUCAAUCUCAAUUAUUAACCCCUUAAGGACCGAGGACAGUUCAGGACCGUCAUCGGCAUUUUUGCAUUGCCGACCACUGACAGUCCUGAACCGUCCUAACGGUCAGAUGUACUUACCCGAUCGCCGUCGUUCCCACGGCGGUGCUCCCGGUGUGGGGAGACUGCCUGCAGCCCAGACAGUCUCCCCGCAGUGGGUUAGGACCCCUGUGGCCAUGUGAUCGCUCAAUAGGUGUCCAUGUGUAUGCCUGCAGGGGGACUGUCUGUGCUGACAGGCAGUCUCCCUGCUAGUGUUAAAAAAAAAAAAAUGAAAGUUAAUGUUAAUAAAAAAAAAAAGUUUUUUUAUAUGUGUAUAUAAAUAUGAUAUAUACACAUAUAUAUCUAUAUAUUUAAAAAUGUAAAAAUAAUAAUUUUAAAAAAAAUUAUAUCUAUAUAUAAUUUUAUUCUAACUGUAUUUUGAUAUUAAUAUAUAUUUAUAUCAAAAUACACUUAGAAUGAAAUUGUAUAUAUAUCUAUGUAUAUAUAAAUAAAAAUAAUACAAAAUAUACAUAUGCCCAUAUACAAAAUUACAUAAAUAUAUAAAUAUACACGUAGACUUCAAAUAUAUAAAUAUGCUUAUAUAUUUAAAUUCUACGUGCGUAUUUAUGUAAUAUUUUUACAUAAUUAAGUAAUUUUAUUGAUUGCAAUUUGAGGGACCUGCCUGCCAACCCAGGCCAAAAGUCCAGAGAAUUUAAUUUGUUACUGUAUUUUACCCUGUAACGUUCUACGACACCGUAAAACCUGUAAAUGGGGGGUACUGUUUUACUCAGGAGACUUUGCUGAACACAAAUAUUAGUGAUUCAAAACAGUAAAACAUAUCAUAGCGAUGAUAUUCUCAGUGAAAGUGACUUUUUUUGCAUUUUUCACACACAAACAGCACUUUUACUGAUGAUAUAAUUGUUGUGAUACGUUUUCCAGUUUUGAAACACUAAUAUUUGUGUUCAGCAAAGUCUCCUUAUUAUAAUACCACCACCCCCCCACCCCCCCAUGUACAGGUUUUAUAGCGUUUUUGAAAGUUACAGGGUCAGAUUGGUUACAUUGCCUUUGAGAGCAUAUGGUAGCCCAGGAAUGAGAAUUACCUCCAUGAUGGCAUACCAUUUGCAAAAAUAGACAACCCAAGGUAUUGCAAAUGGGGUAUGUCCAGUCUUUUUUAGUAACCACUUAGUCACAAACACUGACCAAAAUUAGCGUUCAAUUUAGAUUUUUUACUUUUUUUUCCACACACAAACAAAUAUGAUCGCUAACUUUGGCCAGUGUUUGUGACUAAGUGGCUACUAAAAAAGUCUGGACAUAUCCCAUAUUGAAUACACUGGGUUGUCUACUUUAAAAUAAAUAUGUACAUGUGGGGUGUUAUACAGAGAUUUAUGACAGGUAAUAGUGUUACAAUGUCACUAUUGAUAAAUUUUAAAAAAGUAUGUUUUGAAACUGCAAUAUCCUACUUGUACUUAUAGCCCUAUAACAUGCAAAAAAAUAGCAAAAAAGCAUGUAAACACUGGAUAUUUUUAAACAAUUUUGAAUCUAUUUAGCAUUUUUUUCAUUCUCUUUUGUAGAUGAGUAAAAGGUUUUUCAGUAAAAGUUAAAAAACAUGUAUUUGUUUUAAAUUUUUCAUCAUAUUUUUUUCAUUUUUUUUAAAAUUAAAUUACAUGAGAUUAUAUAAAUAAUGGUAUGUAAAGAAAGCCCCUUUUUGUCCUGAAAAAAACAAUAUAUAAUUUGUAUGGGAACAGUAAAUGAGAGAGCGGAAAAUUACAGCUAAACACAAAAGUGUAAAAAGAUGCCUGGUCGCAAAUGUACAACAUCGCAAAAACAGUCCGGUCCUUAAGGGGUUAAUCUGAGCCUUUUCUUUUUUUAAAAUAUAUUCAAACAGGAUGGCUCGCUUUAUGGGGAAUUUAAUCCCGGAGUGUUUAGCGAUAUAAUUUUAACCAUAUUUAAAUUGCAAUUUCUUCUCUAUUAUCCUCCUUGUCUCAGUAUCUCCUUCAUACCCACAUAUAUUCAAGACCACAUACAUACUUAAUCUUCUCCUAAGAGAAGAACAUCCAUUAAAUUGCCCUCGAGAACCAUUCCCAGAGAACAAAACCAAUGUAUAAAAAAACCCCUACAUGGGAUCUCAUCCACAUCUGGAUAAGUCCUUAAAAAAACAAAACAUUGAGCUGUGAUACCCCCCUGCUUUUAUUUAACCCAUUUACGCAGCGCUUGUAUCCUAAGUGACUAAAACAGUAAAAUUUACCAAAUGGACCCGAAAAGAAAAUUAUAGUUUCAUUACUCAACCCAUAGAUUUUUGCAGUGUUUACAAACUUAUUUAUUACUCCCUGAAUCCCGCUCAUUUUCUUAUACUGUUCUUACACGUUUCACAUCACUUUAUAUGCUAUAAUUUGUGUAUAUAGCCUAAAUCCAAUCAAUGUGUUCAUAGCUUUCAGUAAUUUAUUCCUGAGUUACUUGUAUCUAUCCAGUGUCUACUUUUUCUACUAUCUAGUGCUCUAGAAAUUUUUUUUAUCUUAAAUGCUAAUAAAUUAUUUGUGCCCAAUUUUACCUAUAUCUUCCAGCCCUCUACUCCUCCUCUCACCCUCUUCAUUACAUUUCCACUGUGUUUAAACCCUCCUUUUUGUUUAUGUGAGUGUAAUUUUUUCAAAAACCAUAGUCAUUUGUGCAUCUACACUUUGUAUACUAUUGUGCAUGCUCGUGUCUCAUUUCGAGAUUCCACUUAUAUACUUUACUACUCCCUCUUAUCCAACCAUUUUAUAACUUUUUCAGGUGAGUCAGAAUGUUCGGUAAACCCAUCUUUUGUCACUAUAAGUUUGAUUGGGAAGCCCCAGCGAUAUUUUAUAUUGUUUUCCCUUAAACGUGCUGUGACCGGCAUAUACUGUUUUCGUGCUUUCCUUGUUUGGAAGGACAAAUCUGGAAACACCUUUUACGUCCUUAAAUUUCCCCUGGUCUACUCCUUCAUUCCUUGAAGCUUUAAGAAUUUUCUCUCUAAAAGUAUAAGAAUGACAGGCGAUGAUUAUAUCUCUUGGUAUCUCUUUGGGUAGGAUUCUUGGUUUAAAUGUUUGAUGAAAUCUUUCCAGGAAAUCCACUUUAUCAUUAUAUUGAUCUUUAGAGCUUUAAGAAAUUCAGAGAUACAUUUCCAUAUUGUAUUUAGUAAUGGAUUCUGGAAUAUUCCUUAUUCUUAAAUUAUUUCUUCUGCCUCUACCUUCUAUAUGUGUCAUUCUUUCUUCUAAUUCACUUAUCUUUCUUUGUUGUUUUUCAACUAUGUCCUUCUGUUUUGCUGCUACAAAUUCUAGAUUUUCAAUUUUCUGUUCGUUUAUUUAAAUUAUUUGUGCGGUCUUCGUUAGAUCUAUUUUUCAAAGCAGCAUAAUUACUCUGUACUUCUUGCUUUAUCUGCUCCAGCUGUAACUCAAGGCACUCUUUUAAAGGACCACUAUAGUGCCAGGAAAACAUACUCGUUUUCCUGGCACUAUAGUGCCCUGAGGGUGCCCCCACCGGGCUCUAGGGGAUGGAAGGGGUUAAACUUACCUCUUUCUCCAGCGCUGGGCAGGGAACUCUCCUCCUCGGCUGAAUGCGCAUGCGCGGCAGGAGCCGCGUGCGCAUUCAGCAAGUCCAUAGGAAAGCAUUUUCAAUGCUUUCCUAUGGACGCUGGCGUCUUCUCACUGUGAAAAUCACAGUGAGAAACGCGGAAGCGCCUCUAGCGGCUGCCAAUGAGAAAGCCACUAGAGGCUGGAUUAACCCAUUUAUAAACAUAGCAGUUUCUCUGAAACUGCUAUGUUUAUAGAAGAAAGGGUUAAUCCUAGCUGGACCUAGCACCCAGACCACUUCAUUAAGCUGAAGUGGUCUGGGUGCCUAUAGUGGUCCUUUAAGUAUUCAGGCGUUACCAUUUGUAGUUCUGCUACAUCCUCUUUUUCUAUACUUUCAUUUAUAUCUCCCUUUUCUUUAUUUAAUGCAGCUUUAUUUGGGUUAAUUAGCUGUGAGUUUUCUGAAAUACUUUUGUCUGCCCCUUGGGUGAAAAAUUUGAAAGUCUUGCUUAUCUUUCUUUUCGCAAUCUUUUUUCGACAUAGUCUUUUGAUCCUGUUUCUCUGAAAGUUUUCUGGAUGUCAUUACUAGAGUGGGUUUAGUAGAUUGGAGUGUUCUCUUGCUUAAACUGUAAUAUUUUGUUCACAGUCUGCUGCACUCCUUUACCUUAUUUUUAAUAUAUAAUAACAGUUGUCCGCUUUAUUCCACAUACCGUAUAUACUAGAGUAUAAGCAGAGUUUUUCAGCACAUGUUUUGUGCUGAAAAAGUCCACGUCGGCUUUUUCUCGAGUCACUGUCUGAGCCCGGCGGUCCUGUUGGGGACCGGGAGCAAGCUGUUACUUACCUUUACAGCCGCUCCGUUCAGCUCCCUUCUCCUCCGUUCCGGUCAGCUCACUGUGUAAAUCUUGCGAGACCCGCAGCCGUCAGAGCGUUGCCACAGGUUACCGUGGCAACGCUCCGCAGGGCACACAGACCGCGAGAUUUACACAGUGAGCUGACCGGAACGGAGGAGAAGGGAGCUGAACGGAUCGGCUGUAAAGGUAAGUAACAGCUUGCUCCCAGCCCCCCUCCGGUCACUUCCAGUCCAGUGUGUUUUAUCUUCACUCAAACUAACUACAACUAGUAGUAUUAAUUAGUUUAGUAAUAUAAUUUAUAGCUUAUUAACUCAGCAAUCGGCAAUAGUUGUCCGAGCUAUUCUGGCUGUAUUUAAAGAGGUCAUGCUGUGUUGAAUACUAGUUCAGUAGCACACCUCCAUAUUCUAGUUUCUGUGGACUCCCACUCUCAGGAUGCCCAGCCCCCCUCUUGCACAGCCCAUGCCACUGGACCACCAGGGAAUAAUAUAGCCCCCUUCCCUGGCCAGGUAUCAAGCAGGGAGGGGGGACAAAAAAAUAUAUUUAAAAAAAAAAAAUAUAUAUAUAUAUUAAAAUAAUAAUAAAAUAAAAAAAAUAUUCGCAAUAUUAAAAUAAAAAUGCCACUCCCCACCCAGUUCACACACUCUGCACAAACACACACACACACACACACACUCUGCACAAACACACACACACACUCUGCACAAACACACACACACACUCUGCACAAACACACACACACACUCUGCACAAACACACACACACACUCUGCACAAACACACACACACACUCUGCACAAACACACACACACUGCAUUCAUACAAACACACUGCAUUCAUUAUAUACACACACUGUAAAUAAAUAUUAAAUUAAUGUAAUUUUAUUGGGAUCUAAUUUUAUUUACCAGUAGCUGCUGCAUUUCCCACCCUAGGCUUAUACUCGAGUCAAUAAGUUUUCCCAGUCUUUUGGGGUAAAAUUAGGGGUCUCGGCUUAUAUUCAGGUCGACUUAUACUCGAGUAUAUACGGUAUAUGAUUUUAAUUUUUUUCCCUUAACUGAUAUGCACUGUGCAGCAGUAUUCACAUGAUCUUCUUUUUAUUCUGUUAUGGGCCCAGUUUACAAAUUCUCCCCUCUUAACUCCAAUCAAUUUUAUUUUCUAAAUCUUUUUCCAGCAAUUUAUUUCCUUUAAAGCUCUAUAGCAGGUCUAGCAGUUCAGUUUAGUCGUUCAGUUUGUACGUCUUGAUUACUGAGUACUGAUUCACCGCCUUAUUCCCGCUCUUUAAAUUAGCUUUAUGAUAUUCAAUAAGCAACUGCUUUUGUUCCUCAGAAUUGUAGUCGUAUAUACUUCUAUGCAACAGUAUUCACCAACAGGUGUGUUUUGUUUUUUUUUGUUUUUUUUUUUAACUCGCGGUCCCCAGAAUCUGCCUUUUUGUUCUGUUGUACUCUGCUAUAUACCAUCCUUCUUUCCACACUCUUUACUCCGGGUAAUACUAACUCCCCAGAGCUGUUGCUGUCUUUAUCGAGCUGCAGGAGACCUCCACUCCCACUCUUUACCCAGGGUACUGCUUUCUCUUCGCGGCUACCGCUGACUUUGUCAAGCUGCAAGGAACCUCCGGUUACGAUCGAUCAAUCCAUGGCACAUCAAGCCGCUUUUACCUCCGGCAUUUGGGAAACAAGGUUAGGUAUCGGGCGCACCUUCUUAAUCAGCACGGGGUUCCGUUGCUCAGCUCAUCCACACGUCGUGCGUGCAGUGUCACGUCAGCAUCUCAGAGCUGUCCAAACUCGUUUUCCUGACACUAUAUAAUCCUUGGGGGACCCUCACCCUCAGGGCCCCCCCUCCCAUUGGGCUGAAGGGGAUAAAACCCCUUCAGCCACUUACCUUAAUCAAGUGCCGGACUCCCUCGGCGCUGGGGACCUCUCCUCCCCCAGCCGAUUGUUGGCUCCGAAUGCGCAUUCAAACUGCCCAUAGGAAAGCAUUACUCAAUACUUUUCUAUCGACGUCAGUGUCAUCUCGGUGUGAUUUUUUUAUAUAUAUAUAUAUAUAUAUAUAUAUAUAUAUUUAUAUAUUUAUAUAUUUUUUUUUACGCUGAGAAUCACGGAAGCGGCCUCUUGUGGCUGUCAGGUAAACAGCAACUAGAGGCUGGAUUGACCCUCAAUAAAAACAUAGCGAAUCCGCUAUGUUUUCAGCUGCAGGGUUGAAACCAGUGGGACAUGGCACCCAGACCACUUCAUUGAGCUGAAGUGGUCUGGGUGCCUAUAGUGUAUCAUUAGAUUAACUUAUGAUCUGCAGAGUGACCUCCUAGCUCUGGUUGCUAUAAAGCACUGUUAAAUUGUACUGUGGCGGUUAUUAUGGUGAAUCAUUUGUGCAUUUAAUUAUUUUAUUAAAGGGACAAUCUAAGCAUCAUAACUACUCCAUGCUAUGCUGACCUUGCAAACAAUCUCAGCUAGUGAAUAAUGUAUCAACUUGGUAUGAGUUGACAUGGUAAUGGAGACGUAAGAAUUAGAUUGUCAUGCUUCCUUAGAAAGAAAGAAAAAAAAAAAAAAAGGACAGCGUGUGCUUGACAGACGGCAAGUGUCAAAUCAAUAUAUAUAAUGGUUAUGGAGCGUAGACUGUUCCUUUUUUAAGAAUGGUACUGACUAUAGCUUACAUUUUGUUUUCUGCUGUUCUUAUAGCAGUAAUGGGUAAUUUGGGUUUUCCCAUAAUUUGCUGCACAAUGCUUGCAGCAUGCCAACAUCCUAAUAUCUUUUACAGCAUAGCUAACACUGUAUUGGAUUUGAAAGUCAAGCAAACUUUGCUUUAUACUUGGCAAUAAUUUACAGUUUGCAAUGUUUCAUGCUCUUUUAUAUUUUGUAAAUUAGAUUUAUCCACAUUUUAGGUUGGAGCUGAUUUUUAUUCAUUAUGUAUUCUGCAAAGAUUAUUCACAAAAGAGUAGAACAAAUGCAGGUAGGCUUAGGGUAUCUCACGAAUCCCAGUCUAAACUACAUUACCUGGAAAUAUUACAUAGAAGUAUAGCGUGAAGUAAUAUUAACUAGAGAUUAACUCCAAUAUAAACAAAUGAAAAUAGAGUAGAUGUAACAUAAACACUAGUAUUCCUAUGUAACUAAAGGGAAAGCACCAAAUGCCACAGCUAGGAUCUGGCAGUAUGUAUACGUCAAGAACCUUUACACCUAUAUGACAGCUUUAAUAGAAUAUAUAUGCUACAUAGGAAAAAGUGUUCAUAUAUCUAUCUAAUUGCCAGUAACUAGCUUCCUAAGUGCAAAAUCCCACAGAUUCCUUGUGUCCAUAUAUAUAUGUAUAGGACCAUGGAGUAAAUGUCUGCUGAUAAUAUAUACUAAUGCAAAGUUAGUUUCUAUUGAGUCUAGCCAUAUGUAAGAAAAAUGUUCCAAACAGCAGACCUUACCAAUAAAUAGGAAAAAGUCUAGAAUAGUCCGCACAAGAGAGAGACUUAGAUGUAAAGAUAGAGAAAAGUUUGUAGAAACUAAUGGUCAGUCAAAAUCAGACUGCCAUAUAUAUUAAAGUUAUUAAAGCCUCUCUCCCUGGUAAACUAGCUAGACAGGCAUAGGAAUAUAUAAAAGGUAAAACAGAAGAAAAAAGUUUAAGUGCAAUUCAUAGUGCUAGAGUGCCAUUCAGUGCCCAGUGUAAAAGUUGGCAAAAACGCCCAUUAUUUAGGACUCUAAUGUAUAGGUGCGCUCUCCCUGCUGUUUAGGGAGUGGCUACGCACUGAGAUACAUAUGGUCUUAAUUAUAUAUUCGUUGUCUGCAAAGAUUAUUCUACUUUUUUUGUCUUUCUUUUCUAUUAUUUGUAUUGCCAUACUCCUUAACACAUGGGUAAAAAACAACCACCUGUGGUCAGCUUUUUAAAAAUUGCAAUGAAUUAAUUUUAUUUUGUAUCUUACUGUCAUGGUACAAUGGUUUUACUUGUUUUGCCAAAGAUGCCAAGUACCAUAACCAUGUUCCACUAUUGCUUUAUGUACAAAACAUAAUUUCAAAUGUAAAGCAGACUGCAGGAUUGCAUUGUGUCAGAGUAAAUACCGUAUAUACUCGAGUAUAGGCCGACCCGAAUAUAAGCCGAGGCCCCUAAUUUUACCCCAAAAAACUGGGAAAACGUAUUGACUCGAGUAUAAGACUAGGGUGGGAAAUGCAGCAGCUACUGGUAAAUUUCUAAAUAAAAUUAGAUCUUAAAAAAAUUAUAUUAUUUGAAUAUUUAUUUACAGUGUGUGUAUAUGAUGAAUGCUGUGUGUGUGUAUGAAUGCAGUGUUUGUGUAUGAAUGCAGUGUGUGUGUGUAUGAAUGCAGUGUGUGUGUGUAUGAAUGCAGUGUGUGUGUGUAUGAAUGCAGUGUGUGUGUGUGUGUAUGAAUGCAGUGUGUGUGUGUGUAUGAAUGCAGUGUGUGUGUGUAUGAGUGCAGUGUUUGUGUGUAUGAGUGCAGUGUGUGUGUGUGUGUGUGUGUAUGAGUGCAGUGUGUGUGUGUGUGUGUGUGUAUGAAUGCAGUGUGUGUGUGGUGCAGUGUGUGUUUGUGUUGCAGAGCCUUGGUGGGGGGUGGGCAUUUUUAUAUAAAAAAAUUAUUUUAAUUUUUUUGUUAUAUUUUUUAUUUUAUUUAUUUUAUUAUUAUUUUUAUUAUUAUUUAUAAAUUAUUAAUGUAUUUAUUUUGUUGUCCCCCCUCCCUGCUUGAUACAUGGCAGGGAGGGGGCUCUCCUUCCCUGGUGGUCCAGUGGCAUUGGCAGUUCAGUGGGGGGAGGAGGGAGGCUGGCAGAGCUGUAACUUACCUCUCCUGCAGCUCCUGUCAGCUCUCUCCUCCUCCGCGCCGGUCCGUGCAGCUCUUCUCUCAGCUCACACUGUAAGUCUCGCGAGAGCCGCACUAUGACCCCGCGGCUCUCGCGAGACUUACACUGGGAGCUGACCGAGGUGCUGACCUGACCGGCGCGGAGGAGGAGAGAGAUGACAGGAGCUGCAGGAGAGGUAAGUUACAGCUCUGCCAGCCCCCAGUAUGUAUUAUGGCAAUGGAAAUUGCCAUAAUACAGACUGACUCGAGUAUAAGCCGAGUUGGGGUUUUUCAGCACAAAAAAUGUGCCGAAAAACUCGGCUUAUACUCGAGUAUAUACGGUAAGUCAGGGACAAUGGUUGAUGAUUUACCCCUUGCAAUGCAGGCAUACCCUCUGUACACAAUUAGGGAGACAGAGUGGGUCUGUUUAUUAGAUUAAUUGUUUUCCCCUCUGUCUGGAAUUACCUGUAACUGAUGUCUUUUGUUAAUAAGCAUUUGAUAAUUUUAAUAGUGUUAUCUGUUGUCUGGUGUGCCUGUAAUUGAUUUACCUGUUUUAAAUUAGGCUCUCUAUUGUUUGAGAUUAACCAUGUUAUAAUUGAUUUCAUUUUACCCUGCACCUCUCAUGUCCCUUAUUGGUCACUGUGGUUUAUGUGCUAUUUGAAAAACGGCUACAUAUUCUUUCUAUGGAGCUUGUGUUUCUUGAAGCAUCCAGGUAUAUUCACUAUGGAGCAGUUACUCAUAGAGAAUUGCCAGUGGACUAGAUAGAAUGUCUUAUAUGAACUGGAGUUAUCAGUGCAGUAUAUCCUGCAUUGCCAGUGGACACAUGACUCAAAGUACUGGGUCUUAGUGCUUAUUGAAGCCGUUAGCUGCGCAAGCUAGCGAAAGAAACCCACGGAAAAUUACGUGCUUGAUUUGCUACACCUUCCAUAGCAGAGACACCAGGGCAGUAUCAUCAUACUUACUAUUUAGCAGAAGUGCUUGAUGUCCUGCAGCCUGGCUUCCAAUUAUGACACGAUGGAAGUAUGCUCUGAUUCACGCCAGGGGUAGCAGGCAGUGAUAGUGUAACCGCAGGUGGUUCCCUUAUUUACCACUAUAAUGAUUUAAAGCAUAGAACUUAGUAGGGCUAACCAUACAGAUAUCUUAGCCAUAAUUUUAUAUAGUUAGUAAGAGAUCCUCUAUUUAACAUAUAUAAAUAAUUGAGAAUAUAAUAUAAAAUAAGGAUUGUCUUGGAAGCAAUAGUUUUGUCUUUUUGGAUAUUUAUUAUAUAAAAAUAUAAAUAUAAAAUCCAUUAUAGCAGAGUUUAUAAGAUUAAAUUACAUGCUUGCAAAUAUCAUUAAUAGGUUAACAUACCCUUCUGAACAUGUCAUCAUGUCAGCCUCUCUGUCAUUUUAAGAUGGAGCAGCGUCUGUCUCCAAGUCUCUCAUCUGUGUCUUAACAUUUAAAAGUACACUUAUUUAUACUUAAGGUGUCGUCAUUUUAGAGUUACCGUAGUUCAUAUAUGAAAAAGUAACACUUCUUUUACUUUAUUCAUUUUAGGACCUCCCUUAACUUGGCAAACAUACAAGGCCAUAACUAAAGGGUCCAUACGUCAUGUAAAUUUUCCUGACUUAGUUCAAGAUGGCAUCUUAAAGUCUAAAUAGCUUAUCUGUUGUUUAUACUAAGUCGGAAGUGCACAGUCGUGGGAGAUUCCCGGAUUUGGGGACGUUCCAUUAACUUGGGGUUACCACAGUAUAUUGUGUACUGAAAGAGUCGUAGGAUAGCCUUGAAGCUUGUUUAUGCAUUAUUGUUAUUGUAAUUCGUCUGGGACAAAAUGGUGCAAACAUAUUAUGCACUGAGGUUAUUGCUUAAAGAAACAUCUAUGAAAAACAAUAUGUUCCAUUUUUAACACCUUGUCAAUUUGCAAUAUCUCUUAAAGACAAAGUACACAGUUUAAGAAAUACAACAUUUCAUUCUAAAACUUGUAAUAUUUGCGUUUGCCCAUAACAAUAGGCUGACCGUGUCCCCUACGUACUUUCAACAGUCACUGCCACCUUUAGGCACCUUUGCUCGGAUUGUUAUUUAUCUGACGCAACCCACACUAUUUAGUAUUUCAAAGUGGCCUGAUAGAAAAUGUUACUGACCGUUGCAAAUUAGCCAGUACUGCGUCAAAUAACUUACAGACAGACCAAAGGUGCAUAAAAAUGGCUGCCAGAAAGUGAGAAAGCUCUAAGAUUGCAAUGUGCAGAAAUAAAUACGAGUUGGCAUAUCCUAAAUAUUAUAUACCGUAUUUAUCGGCGUAUAACACGCACUUUUUCUCCCUGAAAAUAGGGGGCAAAUUAUGGGUGCGUGUUAUACGCCGGACCUUUAAAUGCUGCAGCCGCCUGAGCGCUCUGUCAAGUUGGUUCUCACCUCCCCUCCCCUGUAGCAUGGCCGAGCUGCUCUGCUGUCCGCGGUGCCCGGCCGGAGUGAUAGGAAGGUGCACGCUCAGUAAGGGGAGUAAGGGGAGGGGAAGUAUGAAGAGGGGGAGGGGGGGUAAGAAGUUCUUUAUUUGAAAUUUAAGUUUUUUUUCCCUGAAAUUUCCUUCUUAAAAUGAGGUGCGUGUUAUACGCUGAUAAAUACGGUAAAUAUCUUUUUACGCUAGAGCGUGGUUUAUAGACAGAGAACUGUUUUAAUGAUGUGAUUGCUCAAUUACAAAAUAUAAGUCUUAAAUGUUUUUACCCUCCAGAGCAUGUAUAUGGUGUUUUGGAUUUUUCUGCAUUUAGUUAUUAUGGCGGGCUACCUGUUUCAGUUCUGCUAAUUUUUCCCACUGUCAUUUCAGAUAACUAAUGGCUCAUAAUAAAUCCAUGCACCCACGAAAUCGGUACAAAGAUAAACCUCCAGAUUUUGCAUACUUGUCUUCCAAGUAUCCAGAAUUUAAGCAGUACAUAACUGUGAGUUUGGCUGGAAAACCAAGGUAUGUUUUAUAUCUUUCACAACAAUGCUGGCAUUAUGUUUCACAUUUAUCUGUACAGUGGAAUCAUAAAAAGCCUGUGAUAUUGUGUAUUGCAUAAACCUUUGUGUUGUGUUUACAGCUUUUCAAUGAAAGCUUAUGGUAAUUAUAAAGUGGAGGUUGGAGCUUAUACAGCUGGUCACACUGCCAUUGCUUCCAUACCUAAUGUGUAGAGUGGUGUGAUAUCCAUUUCAAUGUGAUAUUUCUUUAGGAAAAGGUGGAGCCGUCUAAAAUUGUUGGAGGGUAUACUGUCCACAUCACCCCCAAGGCACAAUAACUGAACUUUGUUUAUUUGAAAGACGCAUUUACCAUAUUUUCAAAUAAGACAUUCUGUGGCUCUCUAGAUUGUUCACAACCAUUUUGUGUAAUGAGUCCUAGGUUUUGCUCAUAGUAUAUCCGAGAGUACUCUAGACUUAAAGUACUAGUGUAAGUGACCAAUUGUUAUGCCCUAGGUCAGUGAUAGCGAACCUUUUUGAGCCCGAGUGCCCAAACCACAAUACAUACAUGCCAACUUUUUUACUUCAAAGUUUUUACCAACACGGCAAUUAAACCUGAAUACUGAGGUUUAAGUUUAGGAAAAAAAACCUCAUACAGUUGUUGGAACUAAUUCUCCUCUUCUCUCCCCCCAGCAUCUUCAGUUCUCUAACCACAGCAUAUUCCCCUCUUCCCACAGCAUCUUCUCUUCUCCCUCAGCAUCUCCUCCUCCUCUUACCCAGAAUCUCCUGCUCCUCCUCUGCCCCUAGCAUCUCCUCUCCCCUUCUCCCCCCAGCAUCUAUAUCUCUAUUUUUCUCUCACAUCAAGAAGUUGCACUUAUUGGUUCAUUUAAUUUUAUUUUUCUUAUUUCUACAACUUGUCAUUCAAUAAAAGUUCACUUUGGGCACCUGCUAUGUGCGAUGUGACAUUUAGCAUUCCUAUUUAACCUGAAAUAUUGCAUUCUCAAAUAUCUAGCUUCUGAUGUUUGCAUGUACUGGAUUGGUUUCUCUCAAAAGGACCAUUCAGUGUGGCCAAAUAAAGUUUAGCCUGUUAAGAAUUUGUUACACAUGCCAUCUUUAUAUCAUUAUCUGGUAGAAAAAAUUUUUAUGGGUCACAUAACCUUCAUAUAAUCUUCUAUGGGUCACAUAACCUUACAGAACUCUGUAAGAUAGUUAUGGAACGCUAUUCAAAAUUUAAAUUCUCUAGUCUCAAACCAUACCCCUGUUAAAACUUAAGCUUGUUCAUAUCAUUCAAAUUCUUCUGAAUGCAAAAACACAUCCAUCAAUUGCCUCCACACUCCUGGAUCGGCCAUUGCGCGAGGGAGCACUGACUUACUUUCUGUUCCAGUACUGCUCCCUCUGCUGAUGCUGCCGGGAGACAGGAAAUUAUAUCAGGCUGGCGGCGCCUGAUUGACGUAAUUUCCUUAAUCCAGACGGCAUCAGCGGAGGGAGCAGUGCUGGAACAGCACAUAAGUCAGUGCUCCCUCACUGCCCUCCAUCCCACUCACCCACCAACAAUACGAAAGCAGAGUAGGCGUCUGCCGUUUUGGGCAGGCGCCUACUCUUCAUUGCCGCCUGGGCAAGCCUAAGGCUGCUGAGCCAGCCAGCGGCGCCCCCAUAAGAUUCGCUGGCCCUGCGUAUCGAUCCGGCGACUUAUGGCUACAUGCCCACAGAGAGGGCACGUGUGCCAUAGGUUCCCCAUCGCUGCCCUAGGUUGUCCAACUCCUAAGAAUUUAUGUAUGUUCUCUGAACAUUCUGUUAACAAACUGUGAUGUCAUCUAAAAUUAACUAAAUGAUUCUGUUUUUGGCAUUUGAUUACUGUCACAGCUUCUCUAUCAAUACAAAUGUGCUACUUUUUUCUUACUAGAGUUUCCACUAUGUAGGGAGGUGCAACAUCCCUGGUUCUAAGUGAUUUUGUCUGUUGCUGAAUGGACUUGGAGUUCCAGUAUAAAUGCAUGCAAAAUUAUGCCUCAGAUUGUCUAGUUAAUAAAAAUGUUUCUUCUAUUUUACUUCUCUGGCAUUAUCUAGUAAAAGGGAUACUACACGCACCUUAAAGCGUUACUGUCAUGCCGAACUUACCUUUCCCCAAUCGAUUCCUCUUCUCUCCCUCUGUCAGGAUCUGUUCUUCAUUUCUUCCUGUCUGCUCUAGUUUUCUUUAAAACAAAAGACAAAGUACUGACCAUCUUUGACCAGUGAAGGAGCAAAGUGUGCUCUGUUUCCUGUAGUCAGAGAAAUAUUCCCAUAAUUCUUACCUUUCCUUCGUAAUCUCGCGAUGCUUCCUGUCAGUAUUCCCGAACGUCCUGUCAUCUAGACAGGACGCUGGCGAAACUACCGAAUGUCAUCCUAACAGAAUGAAAACCGUUUCUCCAUUCAUGUUAGAACGCAAUUCGGGACUUUGUUCGGAUAGGAAUUUCAUUCAAAUGAAUGAAAUUCUGAUCCGAAUCAUGCCGCGGCUGCAUCUUGCAGCCACUUAGUAGAUAACUCCCUAAUUCCCAUGGUAUUAGUGAGCUAUCUACCAAAAGACUGAAACACCUGAAUUGGUCUUUCAGCCAAAUUUACUAAUACUAAGUAAAUAUUACUUAGUAUUAGUAAAUUCUGCCCCUACUCGCUAUAUCGUGAGUAGGGGCAUGUCUACUAAACAGUGAGCAGCCUGUGUGUGUAAAGAAAAAAAGUUUGAGAUGGUUUUUCAUGCUUAUUUGUUUCUCAUUGUGUGUGCUUAAGACUCUUACUUUUAUUCACGCUAGUUUAAACUUCAAGGAUCCAGGAGCAGUGAGAGCCUUGACGUGCACCCUCUUAAAGGAAGAUUUUGGGCUCACCAUUGACAUACCUCUUGAACGGUUAAUUCCUACUGUUCCUCUGAGACUCAAUUAUAUUCAUUGGGUGGAAGAUUUGAUCAACUAUCAUGAUUCUGACAAGACUGUUCUGCGCAGGGGGAUCGACAUAGGUAAAUAAAUUUCCAGUGUUGUCAAACUGUUUUACAAUGCCCGUUAUUUAUAUAAAAACUAGAUGGCUAGAUUUUGUUUUCUGUAAUGCAACCCCUUAGUGACCAGACCGUUUUUCAAUUUUCUUACCGUUAAGGACCAGGGCUGUUUUUACAUUUCUGCUGUGUUUGUGUUUAGCUAUAAUUCAAUGCACUCACACUUAUUAUAAUUCAUUUUGUUCAGCAGAAGAAGGGCUUUCAUUUCAUAUCAAAUAUUUAUAUAUGAAACAUAUUUAAUAUGAAAAAAAAUCAAACAAUUUGAGAAAUUAAGAAAUGUUAUUUUUUUUAGUUUUGCAUUUUAACAGUGAAUUUUAUCACACUGUUGCUGUUACUGCAAUAAAGUACACAUUUGUAUUUAGCGUUGUCUCACGAGUAAAACAGUGGUGCAUCCUGCCACAAUAAGGCUGGUCUGGAUGUUGAAAAUUGGGUAAUUAUAUUCCUCGUGGUCCAGAGCUCCACAAACAUGCCACUGCCUGCUUUGGCUGUGAGACUCCGCCCCCCAACAGAAUCAGAUUUAUUAUUAUUAUUUUUUUUACCAAUUAUCCAAAUUUUCCCCUUUUUGGGGGCACAGCCAGGAGAAGCUGUGAAUUUUCUGUGUGUGAAAGGUAAGCUGUUAAUUUUUGGCAGAUUUGCCCCAUUUCCGGCCAAACAAAUUCGUGAUUUUUGUGGGAAAAGCAAGUCUUAUGGCUUGACUGGUGUGCAGAUUUUUGUUUAACAUUGUAUUAACCAUCCACAGACUCCAGGUGGAAGGGGUUUUCAAUCAUAAUUUUUCCCCCCACCAUAACUGUUUUGGUUGUUGCUUUGCAAGUACCUCCAAGCCUCAAAGCUAGCCAGUAACCAACCUCAUGCUGAUGAUUUGCAUUAACAAUGAAACUGCUGUCCAUGAGUGGUUCACUGGCUUUGCAUCUUUUCCUAAGUUGUGUUUCAAAGCUGUUGUAUACAGCAAACACAGACUCAAAGGAAUCCAUGUUUAAAAUGGAAUGAGGCAAAAAUGUGAUUCCCACCCAGAAUCCUUUACGGUAGUGACAUCACUGCAAAUUUGUGAUUUCUGUGGAAAAAGCAAGUCUUACGGCUUGACUGGUGUGCAGAGUUUUGUUUAAAGCGGUACUGUCAUGCCGAAUCCUGUUUUUUUUUUGUUUUUUUUUAACCCCCCCCCUCCCCCCGGCUUCUACCAUCUCUAAUUGACCCCCUAGCCACCCCCAAAUGCCCCUAAGCCCCCCACAUUAGCUAUUUUGUAUUCCUUAUUUUCUGCCCCGAUCUAUAUUCAGGGCGCCGCCAUCUUUGUGUGGGUAGAUGAAGUCCCUGUGGGACUCGUCAUCUGCCCACACUAGAUAGCCUGUGAGAUUCCCGCACAUGCCUAGUGAAACACCUGACAGAUGAAUGAAUAGAAAUAUCAGCCAAACAAACAAACACCAUCAGUGUUCGUUUGUUCUUUCAGUUUAUUACCGGCGUGCAGCUCCCUCCUUGUAAUAUGUAACUAUAGAAGCGGCAGGGAACUGUGCUCUCCACACCACUUCAUAAGCCUGGGCGGCGGGUGGGGGCCAUAAUGAUAAUGGGGGGUGGGGGAGGGGGGGGAGGAACCUAUUGGUACUCCCCCUCCCCCCUGGGCAGCGGGUGGGGGCCAUAUUGAUAAUGAGGGGGGAUGGACCCCCACCCCUGGUGUCAUUCAUUCAAAUGAAAUUGCGAUCCGAAUAAAAUGCCGAAUUGAGUUCUAAAAGAAACGAACAUACUGUUCUCAUUCAGUUAGAACGCAAUUCGGCAGUUUAGUGUAAAAUGACAGGAACACAGAGGAAAGGUGAGAAUUAUAGGAAAAUUGCUCUGACCAGCGGAAAUGAAGCACACUUUGCUCCUCCGCUGGUCAAGCGGAGGAAUCCUCCAUAAGGCAAAGAGUCCCUACUUUGUCUUAUGAUUUUAAAGAAAACUAAAGAAGACAGGAAGAAAAGAAUGACAGAUCCUGAGAGAGGGGGAGAAGAGGAAGAGAUUGAGGAAAGGUAAGUUCGGCAUGACAGUGCCGCUUUAACAUUGUAUUAAAAAAAAAAAUAUAUAUAUAUAUAUAUAUAUAUAUAUAUAUAUAUAUAUAUAAAAUAUAAUUUUUAUUUAUUUUUUUUAAAUUGAUUUUAUCACCCCUCCUGGGUGGAAUGUUUAUUCCUCAUUCUCGGGUCCUCUACCAGAGGCCUGGGAGUCCGAUGUUUCUGCGCAGUAUCUUAGCUGUUCCUACAACUGCACUCCUGGACAGCGAUCUCAGAUGUCCCACCUAGAAUCUAUUGAAGCCACUCCCUCAACUUAGGAGUCACUGCCCUGAGUGCUACUAUCACAACUAGGACUAGUACUGCCUUCACUUUCCACAUCCUUUCUAGUUCUUUCAGUCCUUGGUAUUUCUCCAUCUUCUUAUAUUCCAUCUUCCUCAUGUUAUAGUCACUGGGUAUUGCCUCAUCCACCAUGACUGCAGUUUUCUGCUCCUUGUCUACCACAACGAUGUCUGGUUGGUUGGCCAGCACUUGCUUGUCUUAGCCCUGUCAUUCUCAACUACCCUUUGUGGUAUCUCCCAUCUGGGUUCAAUCCAUAUUCUGUGCAGAUGUUUCAGUACACAAUCCCAGCAACUUGGUUGUGUCUCUCCAUGUAUGCUGUUCCUGCUAACAUCUUGCAUCUGGCUACUAGGUGGUGAACGGUCUCAGAGGCCUCUUUGCACAGUCUGCACAUUGGGUCUUAACCGGUGUGGUAGACUCCAGCUUCUAUUGAUCUUGUGCUGAUUGCCAGUUCCUGUGCCGCUAGGUUUAGUGCCUCAGUCCUGCCUUUUCAAACCACUGGUAGGAUUUUGUUAUGUAAGCCACAUGGUGGUACAACCCAUGGAGAGGUUUGUCUUGUCAUGGAACCUUCUCUUUGUUUUGCAUUCUCUAUCUGUUGUUGUCUCAGGUAUUCCCAUAGCAGCUCAUCUUUGGGAGCUAUCUUUGUGAUGUACUUAUGGAUGCUCUGUGUUUCAUCCAGGACUGUGGUCUUGACACUCAUCAGGCCCCAACCUCCUUCCUUCUGGCUGGUGUACAGUCUCUGGGUGCUGGAUUUCCGGUGGAAUCCUCCAUUCAUAGUGAGUAGUUUCAGGGUUUUGACAUCCAUGGUGACCAGUUCCUCUCUUGGCCAGGUUAUUAUUCCUGCUGGGUACCUGAUGACUGGUAGGGCAUAUGUAUUGAUUGCUUGGAUCUUCUUGCCAUUGAUUUGUGACUUCAGGACCUGCCUGACUCUUUGGAGGUACUUGGAUGUUGCGAUCCACCUUGCCUCUUCCUCGUGGUUGCCAUGUAUUUGUGGUACCCACAGGUACUUGUAGCUGUUCUCUACAUCUUCUAUUUGGCCUUUUGGACCUUGAACUCUCUCUGUCCUGAUCAUGGAAACAUAGAAUGUAACGGCAGAUAAGAACCAUUUGGCCCAUCUAGUCUGCCCAAUUUUCAAAAUACUUUUAAUUAGUCCCUGGCCUUAUCUCAAGUCUAGGAUAGCCUUAUGCCUGCUUAAACUCCCUCACUGUGUUAACCUCUACCACUUCAGCUGGAAGGCUAUUCCAUGCAUCCACUACCCUCUCAGUAAAGUAAUUAUUUUUAAACCUUUGCCCCUCUAAUUUAAGACUGUCAUAUUGUUGUGGUAGUUUUUCUUCUUUUAAAUAUAGUCUACUCCUUUACUGUGUUGAUUCCCUUAAUGUAUUUAACUGUUUCUAUCAUAUACCCCCCAGUUUUGUCUUUCCUCCAAGCUAUACAUGUUAAGAUUCUUUAACCUUUCCUGAUAAGUUUUAUAUCCUGCAAUCCAUGAACCAGUUUAGUAGCCCUUCUCUGAACUCUUUCUAAAGUAUCGAUAUCCUUCUGAAGAUACGGUCUCCAGUACGGCGUACAAUACUACAAGUGAGGUCUCACCAGUGUUCUUUACAAUGGCAUGAGCACUUCUCUCUUUUUACUGCUAAUGCCACUACCUAUACAACCAAGCAUUCUGGUAGCAUUUCCUGCUGCUCUAUUACAUUGUCUUCCUACCUUUAAGUCAUCUGAAAUAAUUACUUCUAAAUCCAUUUCCUCAGAUGUUGAGGUUAGUAUGGUAUCAAAUAUUCUUUAGUCUGCGAUUUGGGGUUUCACGCCCAAGAUGCAUUAUUUUGCACUUAUCCACAUUAAAUGUCAGUUGCCACAGCUCUGACCAUUUUUCUAAUUUAUCUAAAUCAUUUGUCAUUUGGCUUAUCCCUCCUGGAACAUCCACCCUGUUGCAAAUUUUAGUAUCAUCAGCAAAAAGACAUACCUUACCAUCAAGACCUUCUGCACGAUCACUAAUAAAAAUAUUAAAGAGAAUGGGUCCGAGUACAGAUCCCUGAGGUUACCCCACUGGUAACUAGACCUUGCUUCGAAUAUACUCUGUUGGCAACAACCCACUGUUGCCUGUCAUUUAGCCACUGCCUAACCCAUUUAACAAUAUUGGAAUCCAAACUUAAAGAUUGCAGUUUAUUGAUGAGCUUUCUAUGUGGAACAGUGUCAAAAGCCUUACUGAAAUCUAGGUAAGCAAUGUCUACUGCACCACCCAUAUCUAUUAUUUUAGUUCCCCAAUCAAAAAAAUUGAUUAGAUUAGUUUGGCAUGAUCUCCCUGUAAGUAAACCCAUGUUGUCUCUGAUCUUGAAAUCCAUGUGAUUUUAGAUGUUCAAUAAUCCUAUCCUUUAACAUGGUUUCCAUCACUUUCCCCACUACUGAAGUAAGGCUUACUGGCCUAUAGUUGUCUGACUCCUCCCUAUUACAUUUCUUGUGAAUGGGUACAACAUUCGCUAAUUUCCAAUCUUCUGGGACUACUCCUGUUAACAAUGAUUGUUAACUAGGAUUGUAGACAGUGCGUCAUUAACUGUAGUAUGCUGUAUGAUGGUAAUUUUCCAGUGAUCUUUGGUUGUCUUGCCCCAUGGUUAACGACUGCUAGCUUUUCUAAGAUUCCUGGACAUGGAGCGAGAACCUAGAACUGCUUGUGUGUGUAAAUGUAUAUACAUCAUACAGCACCAGGCAAGGAGCAGUGGAAGUGUGUGUGUGUGUGUGUGUGUGUAUGUAUGCAUGUAUAUAUCAUCUUGCACUCCCUGAGUUUCCACUGUUUCUUGCCUGGUGCUUGUCAGCAAUAGCACACACAUCUCAAUUCAGAUAGCACUCCAAGGUUUCUGUCAAAAAAAUAAAACUUCGCUUUUAUUGCUUACAUGACAAAAAAUAAAUAAAUAAACAUUUCAGCUUGAUCUAGCAAACUUUCAUCAGGAUAAGCAUGAUUGGGCAAUUUGGGGCAAUAAUAGAUAGGAGGAUAUUAAAUGUUGUUAAAACAUUUCAAUGACUAGUUUUUCAUAACUAUGCCAUGCUCUUGUUUCUGUAGUUUUAAAUUGUACAUUUACAGGGAAUGUAAGGUCAAAGUCAUUUUAAAAAGCUGCAUGCUCUUGCUAGUCAAAAUUAAUGUGAAACAGACAAAAAAAAUGAAAAAUUUGAAACUGCAUGGAAAAAACAAGUAUUUGGUAGUGUCCAUUUAAGUGCUGUUCAUGUAGUAAUUGGAAGUAUGUAUGAUGAAUAUUAACUUCCUCUUUCAUUGGCAUAUAAAUGUAGACAUAUUUUUACCAAUAUAGAGGAUGAUACCUGUUCUUCCCCACUAGUUAUGCAGCAAUAAUCCUUUAGUUGCUUGUAUGAUUAAAUAGGAAUGCCUCUUGUAGGUCUUCCAAGGACAUGUCUGUAGCUUACUUUAUUUUCCCAUACAUCUAUUUAAAAAGAAAAUAAAACAAUUAAAUCAUUUUCCUCCUUUGCUCAUUUGUGCUGAUUGAUUUUCAUUUUUUUAAUUAUGGGAACUUCAUUUCAAUUUAUUGGUUUAAUAAACCUCUUUUCAUUGUUUAAUGUCUUGAUCCUUUCCUUGAAAUCGGAUUUAAUUAUAUUGCUUACCCAACAAAUAAUUAAUUCAUUGCCAGUAUCCAGUUAUAAAAAAAAAUAAAAUAAUGAACAAUGUGAUCUUUAAUAGGAAAGGUAAAAUUAUACAUUGUCAGAUUUCUGUAGAUUGAAUUAUAGUUUUAGUUUAGCUAGGUUUUCAUGGUAAGGCUGAGUUGUCAGGCCUGCGUUUGUUUCUGAAUCCAUUAUUGUUAGACAGCAUUGAUCCUAUUAUGAAAAUGUAGUUUCCAAUACAGGCCGAGAGCAAGCACAUGAGCAUGUUCUAAAGCACUAUGAAACCUGAUAAAUGGCUAGAAAUUACAUGUAUUGGGCAGUUACUUACCCAUGAAGAGCAUGUAGUAUAUAUCCCUUUCAUCAUUGCACACAUGGUGUCUUGUUUUUGUUAUUUUUCCCAAUAGGUACAGGGGCAUCUUGCAUUUACCCCUUGCUUGGAGCUACAUUGAAUGGCUGGUAUUUCCUUGCUACGGAAGUGGAUGAUAUCUGCUUUAAUUAUGCUAAGAAAAAUGUGGAUCAAAAUAACUUGGCAGAUCUCAUUAAAGGUAUGGACAACAUCCUGUGUAUCUGUUCAGACAAUGACAAGUGUGUAUGUAUAAACUAUUUUUUUUCCAGGUGUUGUCCCACGGUAAGCAGCCCAUACUGUUUCAGUAUAAUGGUUUGACAACUUGCCUACAGGUGCCUAUACUUUAAAGGGUUACUGCAGUAUGCAGUGGACAGUUCUUUUUCUCUAGAUAUGUAGACACAUUUUUUAAAAAAAAAGUGCUGUAGAUUAAUUGCAAAAAAAGUACUUUUUUACUACACCUAACAUGCAUUUUUGUGGUGCUUUCUGAAAACGUUUUAUUUGAGGAAAAGAAACAGACCUGUGACAUCAAAGCACUAACUAGCAUGAAGGUAGUAAGGAAGUGUGAAAUGGAGAAGGUCGGAGUGCCAAAUGAGGCAGGGUUGCAAACUGCUGUAAAACGUUUUGGCGUUUGUUUUUUAAUGGGCAAAAAAUAUAAAUUGAGAAUUCAAAAACAUUUUCUGGUAAAUAAAAAAGUUGUGUGGGUGCCUGGUGUUUUGUGUGGUAAUGAAAGCUGUUCAUUACCCAAUAAGUCCAGUGUUUCUCCUUCUCUCUGUUUGUAAACUGCUGCAAAGCAUUUAAGAAGAAGACUUUAUGAAUGUAAUUUGAAGGUUUUUGUCUCUUUAUCCAUUCCUUUAAAUUAGACCAUGUGUUUGACUCCAGCAAAUAGAAAAUGCUGCAUGUGUAGCUGCUGACCGAUUCUUGCUUAAUUUUUGUGUUUUGUUUUUUGUUUGUUUUUGUAUGUUUUUUACAAUAACAAAACAGAAAAAACAAACUGGACAACUCCAUACAUUCUUAAAGGGUUACUCCAACCACCAUGACUCCUUCAGUGAUUAAUUUUUUUACAUUUUUUUUUUUUUUUAUUCUUUAUUUUGUGCUGGCAAAUAAGAAUAGAACAGAUAGUACAACUUGUACCCCAUUUGGCAGAAAAAUACAAGUAGCGAUUGUUGCUGUACAAAAAUAAAUCCUUUUUUAAAACUUUUUUUAGUUCUUUUUAAACACCCCGGAUGAAUAAGGUCCUAAUAUUACGUAAGAAACAAUGGUGUGUGGUUAUAUAAAAACAUAAGUUAAGAAAAACAAAGGCUAGUCAUGUAUACUGCCAGUUAUAAUAGAACACAAGGAUAACCAUAAGGAACAGAAAUUUACGGCCUGACGAGAUAUUAUAACCCAGGGAGGCUGGUGAUGGUUGGCAACUAAUGGGAAUGGUGACCUGGUAGCGCAGCCUCAUGCGUCUCAAUUAGAUGACCGGUUUAGGGUUAAAGGGGAAAUAUAGAGUAAGGACUUCUGGCCAGCAGUUAGGGAAACUAUAAAUCGGCUGCUCCAUAAUCCCGGAGCACUGGGAGGGUAACAGGGGAACAUAAGGUGCCAAGUCAAGGCACACGUUGGGAGCUCAUAAAAGGAGAAAUGGUCUUAUCAUAUGGAAACAAACUAAAAAACAAAAAACAUUUAUAAAUAUAGCUGAUCUCAUGCUCAAUCUUAAGGGACCAGUACUCUGCUCACUCUUCAGCCAGUAUCCGCUGCAGAUCGAGGGGUGAUGGGAACAACCUGAGACAUGUCUCAGGAGUGGCUCAGUCCAUCAAUGGCCUCUGUAGAUGGGGUAAGUCUCAAUUCUCGAGGUAAAUUGAUGAGAAUGGCUAGCCGUACUCGAGAAGGGCCCCAUUUAUAGGUCAUGCUUGCAGAUCCUAAGGUCUUUGUGACCUGUAGGAGGGUUCUCCAGUCCAGACUAGGACCUACAUUGCUUCAAACUGGAAGGGCGUUUUGCUCCGCAAAUUCUCCAGAACAGCCAUCUGGUCCCGUUGCAAGGAGCCUCAGCCGAAGCCCUGGCGGAUUUAGGUACUCUGAAGCAGCUGUCCACUUAUAUCGCGGGAUCCUUCCCCUGUGAGGGCUUUGAGCUUUUUAGCUUUUUUCCCCAUGUUGGCCUGAUGUGCCGAGACCCUUUCACGGAUGAAAUCAGCUUGUGGUUGUGAGCCGAGUGUGCUAUAUGCCAGGUAAGCCGCGGGAGCUUGGCCAACAUGCGUCUGCUCUCUGUGAUCACCAAGCCCCGCCCUCCUCAGUGAUUUUAGGUGGUUAUGGUGGUAGAAGUCAGUAUGUUCUGUGAUUCUGCUUGAAAUACUGCUCAUAUGGAAUUAUUUCUAAUUGUGUGCUGGGAGCAUUGACAGCGUCUGUUGUCAGUGUGCACAGCAGACAUUAAAAAAAAUGGCUAUCCCCUCCAAUCCUCCCUCCCUCUCUGCAUCGAUCAUUUGCUUAUUUUUAAAAAUAAAUUAAAUUCUCCCACAUAAUGUGCCAAGUCAAGGCACACGGUGGGUUAAAAAAAGAAGAAAUGAUCUAAUCAUAUGGUAAUAAACUAAAAAACAAAAACAAUUUAUUACUCUGCUCACUCUUUAGCCAGUAUCCGCUUGUGCUCUGAGCUGGCAAAAUGGGCCAAUCACAGGCUUCUGUAUGAGCCCGAUAUGGUGGUUCUAAUACUAUAAGUACCCUGGCCUGGUUGGGCUGACCAUUUAGUAACCGUUUGCUCUCUUACCUUGGUCCCUACCAGAUUUUAAGCUACAGAAGCCCAAAGAAAGCCCCCCUCUCCAAUGUGUCAGAUGACCACUCUCAGCCAGUGAAUGGCACAUUGUUAAAAAUAAAUUGCACAGAAUUGACAUUAGCCAACCAGGAACUCUUGCUAAUGACACUGCCGGAGAUGGAGUUACACCUCUUGCAGCCAUGGGGUUAAACUUGAUAUGUGCAGCGUUUCAUAACAAAAUGCUACACAUACAAACACCAGGCACCAUGACCACUUCAAAUCACUGAAGGGUUCAUGGUUCUUGGGGUAAUUCUUUCAUCAUUGACGUUUUUCAUCUUGAGAACAGGGUUGGGAAGCAUUAUUUUAGAGAGAGUCACUCUAUAUAUUGAAUGUUUAAUGUCCUUUAACCAUAUUUACUACAAUGUAAAAAGUAGCAGUCUAGACAUAUUCCAGAAUUUUAUUUUGCAUGAAAGUAAUAUGUGAAAUAUAAGCCAUUCAGGAAUUAGCUCAUUGUCUGGUAAGCUAAGGCCUGCACUUCCGAGCUUAGCUCAGAGAACUUCAGGUAGUUUGUCUGAGGUAGUGGAUGUGGCACUCUGCCAACUCCAAAAACAGUUUGUCUCCUUACAAUGGUGCUUCAGGUAGCCAUGAAUAUUUUUAAUUUAUUUUUAAUUUUUUCUUCUCUUCAAAAAAAACCAAGCAAACAAAACACAUUAACCAACUAAAUGUUCAAAAACAUGAAAAAUUCAAAUGGCAGUGAUGCUUUAAAAAAAGACUUAACUAGUAAUAUCAUAUGAAUUACUGAAAAUAUAAGUAGGUGACUGAACUAGAGUGACUCUUGGUCAAGGGUUGCCAAAAAAUGGCCAUGGUAUUGUUGGUGACAUAAAUUUAGAAAUGUUGUAAUUAUUCCAAUUUAAAUGCAAGUCUGUAUUUGUGACUUGUUUUCCUUUUGAGAAUUUCAGUUUGUGGGUCUUGCAAUGUUCUCAUAUCAUUUUCUGUGUUACUAUGUGGCAUUGCAGUACUUUUUAUGGAACUAUAACAGAUGUCCUUGUACACUGGAAAAUCUAUUGUAUUUAUUGCAAACUUUCCAGGAACAUGGUUGUUGCAUUACCAUAUUGAAAUAUUUAUGACCUCUUAGUGAAUAAAUCAUUGGUUAGCCUUGUGUGGAAUGUAUAACUUGCUCUGUCGAAUAGUGAUCUUACUGACACAAAUUUAUGCUGGAGAAGAAACAAAAAAGUAAUAAUUACCCAGAAAAUAUGAAAAAUAAAAUAAAAAAACGCGAAUCAAACUGAGCCUUUCAAAUAUAAUUUUAUUUUUUUUGCAAUUGCUCUCUGUUUCUGAUAAAUGUUGGGAUGUAUUUUAGUUAACAGUUAAAAACAAAGCUUUCAGAUGGAGCAUAGAUCACACCACAUGAUGGUUGCUUUUAAUAACAAUGAGGAAGAAGUGCCACUCAGAACUCUACUGGUACUGCUAUCCGUUGUGAUUGCAGGAGGUACACUUUGGUUUCUUUUCUUUUACUUAAAAGGACAGGCUAAGCACCCAAAUCACUUUGUUAUUAAAGUUUUUUAUAUUGUAGUAUAGAUGCUGCCCCUGCAAUGCUGAUGCUUACUAGUGCCAGCAACAAGGUCUGUCUGACAGAAAUACACUCAAUUAUUAAAUCUAUUUGAUGUUUGGCUAUGUACCUCUAAUUCUCUAGAGAGAAUAUGAUUGGUGGGUCAAGGAGAAUGCUGCGCAUGUGCCCUAGUUUCCAUAAUUGGUUACCAGAGCAGUCAUAACCACUGCAGCAAAACUGGAGUGUUUGAGAUGGUAGAAGUACCCUGGCUCCAUUUCCAUGUAAUGGGGCAAACUUUUUUACAAUGGUGUGCCCUCUUUCCUAGUCGUGCCGGAUCUGCUCUCCUCUGACACCCAGCUUCUGCAGAUCCUUAAUGUUGAUCCUGCCUCUCAUUUAUUGGCUGAGAGCAGCAGCUGGCCACUCUCGGCUAAUUAAUGCAUAUCGGUGCACCAAAUUUUUCACAGAACGAACACCCCAUUGAAAAAAAACUGCAAGCCAAGGUGUUAAACUCGAUAUGUGCAUGUAUUUCAAGACCACACAUACACACUCCAGACACCAUGACCACUUCAAAUCACUGAAGGUGUCAUGGUAAAUACACGGAUACAUGGAAUAAUACACAAGGACAAUGCCUGUGUCAAAUACCACAACCAAACAUAAUUUGGAUGUGAAGCCAUUCAAAAUAAAACCUUAUUGGACAAUAUAAAUAUUUACAAAGUAAACACUGCAUAAGAACAAUUCUCUCUAUAUAAAAAUAAAAGUGCAUUUGUCCUUGUGUGUUAUAAAUCUGCCGUUUGUUCUUUGAACUGUUUUUAUACCCUUUUAUUAAAGAGACAACAUACAGAUAGGUAAGAGAGUCUGUGUCGUCAAGAGUUUUCGUUAGUGUAUCGCAUCAUGCAUUGGAUUAACAAUAAUUUGUCUGGGGACAGCCACAUAUUGCUGGAGCUCCCGGGGGAAAUUUACUUACUAAGCCUCAAAUUGUGCACUAAUGCCCUACUUUCUGGCUAAAAGCUUGCUACUCAAUCCUGGGUACAUUCUGCCAACACUUUGGCACGCUCUUGCUUGCACCUGAUGGACACCUCUCAUGCUCUACUACUGUGUGGUCUGCAGCUGCACUCUAGGUUGGAGAUGUUUACAAUCGUCAGCCUUGACUUUUGCACUUGUGAGCCAUGUGCCCAGUCUCCCCACACUGCCCCUCUCCCGUUUGGACCGAUGGAGGAUAUCCCAGUCCCCACUGGUGCUUUGGAGUGGUCACCCUGUCCGGACUUUCAGCUUGCCAAUGAAAGGAAAGUUGAUGCUUAAUUAAGAUGGUCAACCAGUUGGGGCCAGCAGCCGUGAGCAACUCCCCGCAAACUUCAACACUCGUUCAGCCACUACUUCAGGCUUUUAACAGCCUUUUUGAAGCCUUCAUAAUGAAAUUCCAUGAAUAGGGACUUACCCCCGCUUCUUUAUACUGUGCCACAGACCACCGGAGCUGUCCUGUUGAUCAAUGCCACAAAUGUUGGUAUUCACCCAAGAGUCUUAGGAAAGAUGAGCAGGAAGCCACUGUGACAAGCAACUUGAGGGUUCCGAUGACCAUGCCAAUGAAUGACAAGCAGGAUCAGAGCCUGUUCAUGCAGUGCUUCACUGAAAAAAAAUGCUGCACUUACCUAGUUAAAGAGAACGUUACCUGCAUUCUGGCCUAAAUCCCAAUGUACAUUUAAACAAAAUGGAGGCUCUUUAGUUUUAUUCCAAUGGCCAUUUGAUUAUAUAAGCUCACCUACCACGUCAAGGCAAGCCUCAAUAGGUGAGUUCCUACACUAGCCAUUAGGUAUGCUGAUAUCAGCCAAGAAUCUCCAGUGAGACAGGAAGGGGUAUUUUAUAAACCCUUUUCACAUUGAACCCUUUAUAGGGCUUCUACACGUACAAUAAACUUUGCUGGUAUCAGACGAGGUGUAAAUAAGUGUCUUUCUAACAAAUUACUUACCCCAUAACGGAUUAGUAAUAUAGUGUUAGUCAUCUUUAACCCCUUAAGGACCAAACUUCUGGAAUAAAAGGGAAUCAUGACAUGUCAUACAGGUCAUGUGUAUGCCAAGUUACCACAACAACUACAGCUAUUUGUCCUGGGGAGUAUAAUCAUUCCCUUCAGGCUUUUUGCAGUAAACACUGUUUUUUCAAAGAAAAGGCCAUGUUUACAUUACAGCCUAGAAAUACCUCAACUGGCCACUCCUCAGCACUGCCAUUCAUUGUCUCCACCCUCGGCAUGGCGAUGCUGAACUUUCCUCAUAGAUAUGCAUUGAUUCAAUGCAUCUGCAUGAGGAGAUGCUGUUUGGCUUGUGCUGGCUCUGCCCCUGAUCUACAUUCUUAAGUCUCAGCCAAUCCUAUGGGAAAGCAUUGUGAUUAGCUUUUGAUCAACACUUCUGAUAUCAAGUUGUUUUUAAGUGAAUAUAUUGGGUCCGAUUCUAUGAGAGUGAUGUUUAGGUCAUUCUUCCAUUUACUGUGUAGGUUUCGAUCAAUUUUUUUGAUCUAGCGUUCUUAUAUUUUUAGCUUUUGGAAUCAUCCCUUUCUUAUUCUGUGCCAUAAGGUUAAAGGACCACUAUAGGCACCUAGACCACUUAAGCUCAAUGUAGUGGGCUGGAUGCCAGGUCCAUCUAGGGUUAAACCUGCAGCUGUAAACAUAGCAGUUUCAGAGAAACUGCUGUGUUUUUAGAAUAGGGUUAAUCCAGCCUCUAGUGGCUGUCUCAUUGACAGCCGCUAGAGGCGCUUCAGAGUUGUUUUCCUGGCACUAUAGUGGUCCUUUAACUAGGCAAAUUCAUUGAGAUGUUGUUACCCUGAUGGAGAAUUUUUACUAUGUGGUAUGUGAAGAUAGCUUUACUUCCAAUGUUGUACUCUGAUUGUAGUCUAGGGAAAGUUUUUAUCUGUGUAUACCUCUUUUAAUGUCUCUUUUCCUUUUAAUUCUCAUAUAUCUAAAUCUUGUAGGUUAGUCGUAAGAGCCUGUACUGGGAAACCGUUAAGGAUCUUAUUUUGUAUUUCCAUCUGGCGCUUUAAAUUAUACCAAAAAUUGGGUCGAUUGUUGGAAAUAUUUAACACUUUUAGUAAGCCACAAAAUGCCUUUUUUCUGAUAGAUCUUUUAGGUAUAUUUUAGCAAAGAAAAUGUUAACUAUCUACAAAAGUGACAUACGUAUGGAAAAGCCAUUUCUCUUCCUCAGAAACUGACAGAACCACUUUAAGUUUCAACACCCUGCAUUGUUUGUUAGCUUAUGUUAUUGAUUUGGCCUUGUAACAUGUCAAGCAUAUCUGGUCACAAACAUUUCUCAUGAUAUACCUCUGACUGGCUUAAAGGUUAUCACAUGGGAAUUAAGGAACACUAGAGUGGAGGAGGGCCAUACAUAAGGUUAAUAUGUUGGUUUUUGGUGGUGGUUUUUUUUUUUUUUUUUUUUAUUUUAUAAAUUGAAAAAACAAUCCUGUCUGCAUUGAUUAAGGAAUAAUAUCAUAGUUUAGUACAGUAAUUUUUAACCCCUCGGUUAGAUUCCCGUUGCCAUAUUAGUGAGUCCCUAGUGUAUAAAUUCAACAGACCCAAUACAACUGAAACAAUAAAGUGAUUAUUGUAGAAGAGCUGUCAUCCACAGUGGAUUGCAGAACCCUCUGAUAACAGUCUCAGAAAAGUGUUUUUCAGAAUUAAUUUUAUGUUAUGUUACAUGACUGGUGACGUCAUGCUAUAUUAGAACUGAGGAAUGGGUUGUCAACCCCUAAUGCCAUUUAUGUAAUUUGGGCCCUUUAAAAAAAAAAAAAAAAGCCUCAUAGGAUGUGAUUAUUUUAAUGCUGUUAGGCCUGUGGAUAUCCCUUAGAAAACAGGACCUGGUCUAUGUACAAAUGUACAAUACUUCUAGAACCCAGCGAUAUACCAGGAGCAACAACAAUGAAAGGGACAUACGUUUUAUGUUUGAGCUAUGGCAUUGAGAAAGAAGGGACUGUAAAUAAAAUUGUGCAGUAUUUAGCAUUGUUGUCCUCUGGGCAGUGAUACAAAAAACCCUUUUUUGAUCAAGGUGAACAAGGUAGAAAAAGUGAUUUGGUCUUUACUCUGAACAUCCUUGCAGCAUUUUUUCUAGAUAGGACAGAGUCAUGCAAUCUAUUCUGAAAGCUUAAAAGAAACACUAUAGGGUCAGGAACACACACAAGUAUUCCUAACCCUAUAGUGUUAAAAACACUAUCUAGCCCUCCUUGCCCCCUCUAAACAUAGUAAAAUAUUACCUUGAAUCCAGUUUGAUGGUGCUGCUUCUGCCCCUGAUCUGCCUCCUUGGCUGAUAUUAUCAGAAGUGUGAUCUCAGCCAAUCACAAUUCUUUCACAUAGGAAAUCAUUGGAUUGACUGAGAUUGUCAAUUCUGAUGAUCUCAGCCAGGGAGGCGGGUGGGGGGCGUUUCACUCUUUUGACACGCAAGAAAUCAGAGGGAGGACUUGGUCUUCUAAUCUUGGCUUGUUCUACAAGGCAACAAUACUUUCACAGGUCUAUGAAUGGACUCACUCCAAUAAUGACAAACAGUGGGUUCAAUUAGAUCGCUCAUUUUUCCUAAUACCAAUGUACACGGUCCCAUGGCACUUCAAGUCUGACACUCACCUUACCAGUCUGGUCUCAACCUUAUUUAACCUUACCUGUCCCCUUUAAACCCAUUAACACAAAACAGUUUUUUCGCGCCAGGUCUCCGUGGGCAAAAUUACAGAGCUUAUCACUCUACUCCAUACCUCUCACUUGGGUCUAUCUUGACCCAAUCUGGGGUUAGAACACUGACCUGUAUAUUUCCCAAUGAACUCUACACACCCAUGCAAAAAUUCCGGUAUAACCAGAUCACACAUUUCAUACUCUCUAUAUCUCAGCUUUUAUCUGGCAAAAGAGAAUUUAAGAAAUUUGAACAAUACUGCUCAUCACACAGCGUAAUAAAAAAAUAAAAAAAAAGUCUAUAUAAUUCUCAAGGGGACCUUCCUAAAUUUACUGCUCAAUGGUCCCAAGAGCUACACCUUUCCAUCACCCAUGACAAAUGGAGAGAGAUCUUUCUAUUUAUACACCUCUCUUCACAUAAUCUCACAACACAAGAAAGUAACUACAAACACUCUCUAGAUAGCACUACACGCCUACCUAGUUACACAAUGUAUUUCCCUCCUCGAAUGCCUGUUAGAGAUGCCAUCAACACAGUGGUACAUCUUCUCACAUAUGGUGGCAGUGCGCUGUCAUCCAGAGGUUCUGGACUCCUUUAUUGGCAUUCAUAUACACCAUCAUAGAUGUACAACUUCCACCAACUCACACCACAGUGAUACUUUUUUCUGUUUCCGCAGUCUUUGCAUACAUGUAAGGCUUCUUUACUGAAACAUCUUUUCACAACUACAACCAGUUUGUACCAACUUCGGAAAAAUAUGAACCCACCCUCAAUAAGAGAUUGGAUUUAAAAAGUUAAACAUAUCUGGAUUAUAGAGGAAUUAUGACCCUAUGACACACAGAUAUCCUCAAAAUGUAAGCACUUGAUAAACGUGGAUUUCUUUCAGUCAGCGGCAGUCACCCACAAGCCAUAUUACACACUGACACCCCGUGCUGAAUUGUAGCUUUUUUAUGUGUUUGUUAUAAUGUAUGGAGACCCCAGGCUGCAAAUUGAAGUUCCUAUUUGUUUACACUGUUGCAUGACCAAUGGGAUCCCCUCCAUAUUUUAUUGUCUCUGCUAUUGAUAGUGAUCUCCAAUUGUGACUACAGACUACAGUGUAUCGUGUUACUGGGAAGACACUGCAAUUCUUGCAUUUUUCUCUUUUGUAUUUUCUGCAAUGGCUAAUUCGUCUAUAGUACUCUAUAUUAAAAUGUGAUUUUGGAACUCUCUUUGGAAUAAUAAAUGUGAUUUCUUCUUUUACACAAGAAACUAAAAAAAAAAAAGUGUUUACAGUUAAAUUAUGAUAUAUAAUGUUAGUAUGACCAAGUGUAUCCUCAAUUGACAAUAAUUUUCUUUCUGGAGUAAGUACAAUUUUUAAGCACUUUUGUUCACAAUAAAUUAUUUUUUUAAAUCAUAAAUAAAUGAUUACCCUCCCUCUAGCUUUAUUGGUCAUUAGACUUAAUUAGACAAAUUGGAAAUUUCCAGCUAUAUGAGAGUGCACACAUUAUAUACAUUCAUGCAAAUAUUUUUUGUUUUGUUUCUUUGUAGUGGUUAAAGUGCCACAGAAAACACUCCUAAUGGAUGCAUUAAAGGAAGAAUCCGAGAUUAUUUAUGAUUUUUGUAUGUGCAAUCCUCCGUUUUUUGCUAACCAGUUGGAAGCCAAGGUACAGUAUUUUCUAUUUGUUGAUGGAAAACUUGCUACUGCUCUGCCCAAUUAUAUGUAGUAGUCCCACGGGUCCUUUGCUUGCAUCUCAGGUUACACUGGCAAACAGUUGGGGACCCAAGGUCCUUCUGAUGUGCUCUCAGCUGUUAAUUUUUAUCCCCAAUGUGGUUGUUUAUUGAUGUGCUAACGUGGAAGUAUGAAUUUACUCUGUAAUGAGUAUGGUGGUUAGUGUGCCCAUUUAAAGAUGUAAAAGAAAAAAACACAAAUUACUUAACACAUAAUCUAAUAAAUACUGAUGUGUUUUAGUCAAUCAGCUAUCAGAAUGAACUAUUUGUUGUGGGUUCUCCACACCAUUCCUACUUACAGUCUCAAACGUCAUGCAGAAUAAUAGCAGGAUAGAUAUUGUCAGUCCUGCAAACAAAAAAAUGCAAUGAAUAUAAAAUAUAUAUAAAUAUUUUAUUCCCAUCACCAAUAUAUAAACAACUGGUGCGUGGCGAUAAAUAUCAGUUUACCCAAAGGAACCUACAAGUAGAUUUCCCAUUUGAUUCAACACUUCACUAUACCAAGUAAAUAUUGGGAAUUAGCUGUUUGUGUGCAGAAAGGAUGCCUCCCCAAAAAUUUGUAGGUCUAAUUUCACUCCUGAUAUCUCUACUCCGGUUGCUGCAAAUGCUGAUCUUUAGGCCCCAUUUACUAAAUAUACAUUAGUUGAUACAUAAAGUAUGUCAAUAAACUAUAAGGCUUUUGUAGUUUAGCAGUAAAGAUGUAGAAAUAAGUUUAUGUGGUAAAAUAAUGUAGCCUUAGGGACUACAGCAGGGUAUAGAUGUAAAAAUGUCUAUUUUUUUUUUUUUAAGUAAAUUGAAACAAAAUAAGGUCUUACGCAUUUCCUCUCUCUAGUGAUUUCCUCAGGGACUGGAUAUUAAAAACUAUUCCAUAAAGUGUGUGUAACAAAGUUAUAUAGAUUGUCCUAUAACUCAAACUGAGGCUUUCCCCGACCAGGAGGGAACUGGCAAACAGGUUUAGUACUUAUUGGUUUUCCAUAGGAUAAGAGCCUGUUCUCAACCUUUUAUGUUGUGUUUUUGUUUUGUUUUUUUGCAGAGGAUACCUGCUUUUCAGUGUGUACAUGUUUAACAUUAAAGUAACAAUCAAGUCACUUGGGUUGCCUUUUUAGUUGGUUAAUGAGGGACACUGAUUUCAGUGAUAUUUAAGGGGCAGUCCAAAAGCCAUAACCACUGGCGUGACAUCCCAAGAUCCCAAAUCGCUACAUCUUAAUAUGUUUUUUUUGUGGAUAGAUGCUGUCUUUUUUUCCCGACAAUCUAAAACAUAGCCAUUUUUGAGAAACCACUUUUACUAAAUAUACAUCAGUUGAUACAUAAGGUAUGACAAUAAACCAUAAGGCUUUUGUAGUUUAGCAGUAAAAAUGUAGAAAGAACAGUUGAGGUGGUAAAAUAAUGUAGCUCUAUUUCUUUAUAUUUUCUUUUAUCAUCAUCAUCAUUUAAAAAUUAAAGUUAAAAAUUUCCUGUUCCAUUAUUUUAGGGAGUGAACUCCCGAAAUCCUCAUCGUCCACCACCAAGCUCUGUGAACACUGGCGGCAUUACAGAGAUAAUGGCUGAAGGGGGAGAGUUAGAGUUUGUUAAGAGGAUCAUACACGAUAGUCUUCAGCUUAAGAAAAGGUUACGGUGAGUAAUGAUUUUAUUAUGCUUGAUCAGUUUAUUGAAACAAUUUUACAAGUUUAUAACAUUCCCAAUGAAACGCAUGGGUAAAUGCUGCAAUGAAUUUUUUGGGCAUCACUGGUUAGACCAAAGUGCAGCCUUAUUCAAUGUACGGUAAGUAUUAAGAAGGUAUACCUAAUAAGUGAGGCAAAACCUCAAUGUAUUCUUAUAAAAUCCUUAGGCAAUAUGUGAAUCUUCAUUUUAGCACAAGGGGAAUAUAUUACCAUAGAAUAACGGAAAUAAUAUUGCUUAACUUUUUUUUUUUUUUUGCAACUUUUUGAACAGUGCAAUCUAUAUGCUUCCCAACAGAUAUACCUCCCUUUACACUUGCCCUACAUGGAACGGACAUGCCCCUUAGGUCUUUCUAACAUUGACAAGUAUAAACUCACACUAAGAUUGUUUUAGCUUAUACUGUAAAAUGGGAAUGUUUGUUAAACUGUGUCAUUUUAUGACUGAUCUAUGUGAACUAACUGUAUUUAUCAAUGUAUUUUGUACAUGCUUUUUCAGUAUGUUACUAGUAAACCUGAAUAAAUGAUCUUACUAUGAGAAAUGUAAUUAUGUAGAGGGUCCAGAGUAUAAUGCUUGAUACAUCAUUUUAUAUCCCUUUUGAUAUAAUAGAAUGUGAUAGGUGAACCAACAGUCCAUUACCCAAUUCUAUGUUUUGAAUUUUAGCUUGAACAGAUGCAUAAUUUCAUUGCCUCCUGCAAAUGCCACACCGUCGCUUACAGUGCACAGGUUAUUGGAAAAACCAACAGUAUCCACCCCACCUUCGCUAACAUUGUCCCUGAAAUUUAGCUUUCAUAAUCACUUUAUUUCUCUCUCUGCAUUUACGUCCUUCCUCCUCUUCUUUCUGCAGUUAUUGGGCAUAUACUUUGACACUUCCUACGACAAUCUCCAAGUGCACUGUAGUUGUUCUCCUCUUUCCUGGUCUGUGUGGGUUGUUAAAUGUAACAGUGUAAGAUCCCAAACCACUGCAUCUUAAUGUAAUGGUUUUUGUGGUCAUUAGUCCUUAAAGUUUACAGAAGCUUCCACAUUAGUUGUUGUAGCAUGAAACACCAGAAAAUUAUUUCAGAUAACUGAAAAUAUUAAAAUCACAUUUUUAAAAAAGUUUUGAUAUUUCAAAAUAAGGGAAACAGAAUAAAGAAAGGGAGGUACACAAUACAAAAAUUAUUUUAACCGUGCAUCAAGAGAGGCAAGUCACUUAGGUUUAAUGGAGAGUGCAUAGGUGUAUGCAAUAUGAACGUCAAUAUAUAUCCAAGUUACAAACGGAUCAGGAGACUGGAAGGUAUAGUACACCUAAUACUGGAUACAAUAGCCUCAUUGAUAUAUUGACAAAAAAGGUACAUAAAAUGUGGGAGAUGUGGUGGCUGCUACUGGCGAUAAAAAAAAUAUUACCAUCUCUUAAUGAUAAACAGAAAAGGAAAAAAAGAAGAAGAAAUGCAAGCCCAUAGUGGUGGGGAUCCUAUCUUUAGGCCAUCACCCUACCAAAAUUAUACCUUUGGUGAGAGGAUCCCCUCCUCAAUAAUGGUCGCAUAAAUCAGUGCAAAGGGGAUAUGCCCCUUGAACCUGAGAAACAAGGGAUUGGGAGAACAGAAGGCCAAGUAGAAAGAAGCAGAGGGAUGAGUAAUCAAUAGCAUGAAGAGGAAAGAGAAGAGGAAAAGAAAAAAAAGUAUUAGUCACAGAAACCAAAAAUCCCAGAAAGGGGAGGUAGGGUGGUGGGGCUGGGGGGUCAGGCAAGGUGGUGAGCGGGUAGGAGUGGGGUGUCGGCGCCACCUCAAUAGUGUUGUGAGCUGAAAUGGGCUGAGAUGCCACCUCAAUAGUGUUGUGUACGCCUAUGUCUUACGAUUUAAGCAAACGGAGAUCGUAGCAGUAGCCCCACAGAUGGCCACCCAGUCCCGCGGGUCCGCUAUAGGACCCAAAUCCCUCUCCCAAGUCGACAUAUGACAAAUAGUCCUCCUGCUUGGUGUGAGUGAGAAGGAAGUAGAUGGUGGAAAUUUGACCUUUUGGGAUAGGGCAUUGGACACACGCUUUUUCAAAAGGUGUCGGUGCUGCCGUAAAAGCUUUACUUAGUUACAUUGCUUAAAAGAGACUUGCGUCCUUCAAGUUCAGCCUUGCUCACGUAUGUUUUUGCUGUUGAUCCAAAAGAAAGCAAAAACCUAGUCUGAAGCGCUUCCAAUUUUGCAACAAACUAGGGGAAAAAAAUCCUUCUUGACCCCAAAAUAGCAGUCAGAUGUCUCCUUGGAUCAAGCAGCUAUUACCCCUCUAAUUAGAAAUUAUAUCCCUGUAUGUUAUGUUUUUGCAAGUAUUUAUUCAAUAGCAGUUUAAACAUCUGUAUGGACUCUGACAAAACAACCUCUUCAGGCAGAGAAUUCCAUACCCUUAUUGCUCUUACUGUAAAAAAAACGUUUCUUUGCCUUAGUUGAAAGCUUGUUUGUUAACAGGCGUGCUAAGGAAGCUCUUUAUCUGGAUGUGGCUUAAAAUCACAUUUUUGUUACUGCUAUAAUACAGUAUGUUCUUUUAUGGAAUGGAAAGUCAUAUCCAUUUGAUAGAAUGCUAAUUUAAUUAUAAUGUAACAUACUAUUGUAUCAAAAAUUGUUUUCAUAAAAAUGAAUGCAUUGGAUAUCCAGCUGUGUCCUGACAGUUUUUCUUGGACUACAAUUACCAAACACUUCUAGCUGGCAAAGAAUUAUAAGAGUUGUAGUACAGCAGCUUGAGUAGUGGCACAAUUUGAGUCCCUAAGGUUCUACACAACAGGCUAUCAAGAACAAGCAUCUCAUGUUGAAUGCCAUAUUGUGCUUGGUUUAAAUGUAAUAUAUUGUCUGUCUAGCUGUGUGACAGUAUGUAGUAUUUUUACUUAAUUACAAAUGGAAAUGUACAUUUUUACAGCAGAAAUAGCCCAACCACUGUGACAAUUUCCUCUGCUCGCUGCUAAUUCUUAAAGCUAUUUUUUUUGUAAUCACCAAGUGUCUUGCAGGUUUUUAACAGUUAUGUGUCAUAUUAAGCAAAAAUUGGGGACACAGUAUUGUUUCUGACACCGGGAUUGCAAUGACAGUGAGCAAAACAUAAUCUGAUGUUGUCAUUAGUAAACAGAUGGAAUCUCUGCCUUUAAUCCUGAGCAUGACUGCAUUUAUAAAGCUAUCCCCAAGGGGUCUGUGUUCCCAGGAACAGCCUGGCAAGUACUGCUAGGUAAUAGUACAUUGAGCUGUCAAAAGCUUGAUCGAGGGAAACUGAUAUUGAAAACCAUUUUCUGAGAGGGGCUAAAGAGAUCUGGUUUUGAAGGCUAAUUAUUUAGAACUGCUUAGCUGUGACGAGGCACUCAAGAAUUACACAUUAUAAGAAAACCAUACCUUUGGUCUUGCGUCAGAACCAUGCAUUCUGCACAUGUAAGAGCACUUCACAGUUUGCAUGUGGUUUGAGAGAAUGUUAUUAGUAGGACAGUAUACAGAAACUAGAUGCAUCAAAUGACACGUGGAAAUAGCUGUAAAGUACGCAAUAUGUCACAACUAUGUGUUGGCUGUACGGAUUUUAAAAUUUUACCAGAUGUUUUUGUUUUUUUAUAUAUCUUUAAUUAUAAGCACCCAAAUAACUUUACCUUAAAGGAGUAGUUUUGAUCUGUAGAUCAUGUCUCCACAGUCUUACUGCUCCACGAUCUGUCAUUCAGGAGUAAAUUCACUUUGUUUAUGCAGCCCCAGUCACUACCCAGCAGCUAAAUUUCUGUCAAAUGGUCUCACAUCUUUUUUGCGCAGCGAGGCGUUCUGCCACACAUGCACACUACCUUUCAAGUGGUUUACUAUUGGAAAGCAUUGAAUGGUUAAGAUUAUUGAUCAGGAUAAUCUCAGACAUGAAGGCCAGACAAACCAGAGAGCACCACAGCAUGGGAAAAAAGCAAAGUUGACUACCUUUUCAUGCACUGGGGGGGUCACCUUAAGGACACUAUAGCGUUACGAAUACACAUUUGUAUUUCUAACGCUUUUGUGUUCCUUUAACCCCUUAAGGACUGAGCCAAAUGUACAUGUUGUGAUCAAAACUAAACGUAAACAAAAACUUGAACUUGCGCUAUAUGUCUGUUCAGGCGUAAUUCGCCUCUUUCAUAUUAUGUGUACCCACACUUAUUAUAUAUCAUUUUAUUCAGGGGAAACAUGGCUUUCAUUCAACAUCAAAUAUUUAGGUAUGAAACAUAAUUUAAUGUGAAUAAAAUAUAAAAAAAAUGGGAGAAAAUAAGAAUUAAAUUUUUUUUUGAUCUACGUGACAUUCUAUUUAUGAAUGUCAUAAUACUGUUUGCUUUUACUACAAUAAAAUACACAUAUUCGUAUUCAGCGAUAUCUCACGUGUAAAAUAGUACCCCCUAUAUACAGGUUUUAUGGUGUUUUGGGAAGUUACAGGGUCAAAUAUAGCAUGUUACAUUUUUCAGUUUUUUCACAUUGAAAUUUGCUAGAUUGGUUACGUUGCUUUUGAGACCGUAUGGUAGCCCAGGAAUAAGAAUUACCCCCAUGAUGGCAUACCAUUUGCAAAAGAAGACAACCCAAGUUAUUGCAAAUGGGGUAUAUUCAGUAUUUUUUAGUAGCCACUUAGUCAAACACUGGCCAAAGUUAGUGUUAAUAUUUGUUUGCGUGUGAAAAAUGCAAAAAACAAAUUUGAACGCCAAUUUUGUCCAGUGUUUGUGACUAAGUGGGUACUAAAAAAGACUGAACAUACCCCAUUUGCAAUAUCUUGGGUUGUCUACUAUUGAAAAUGGUAUGCCAUCAUGGGGGUAAUUUUCAUUCCUGUGCUACCGUAUGGUCUCACAGGCAACAUAACCAACCUGGCGAAUUUCAAUGUGAAAAAACUGAAAUGCAAGCCUUAUAUUUGACUCUGUAACUUUUGAAAAUACCAUAAAAUCUGUACAUGAGGGGUACUGUUAUACUCGGGAGACUUCGCUUAACACACAUAUUUUUUUUGUUCAAAACUGUAAAACGUAUCACAACAAUAUCGUCUGUGUAAUUGCCAUUUGUGUGUGAAAAAUGCAAAAAAAAUUCACUUUCACUGACAAUAUCGUCGUCGUAAUUCAUUUUACUAUUUUGAAACACUAAUAUUUGUGUUCAGCGAAGUCUUCCGAGUAAAACAGUACCCCCCCGUGUACAGGUUUUAUGGUGUCUUGGAAAGUUACAGGGUUAUAGUGCUAGCAAAUUAAAUUCCCUGAACUUUUUGCCUGGGUUGUCAGGCAGGUCCCGCUAAUUGUAAUUAAUAAAAAUGACCUAAUUAUGUAAAAUUAUUACAUAAAUAUAUAUGUAUGUGUGUGUGUAUAAAUAUAUAUAUUUCGUUUGUGUAUUUUGAUAUCAAUAUAUAAAAAUACAGUUAAAACAAAAUUACACAUAUAUAUUUUUUAUUUUUUAACGUAUUUACAUAUUUAUUUUAUAUUAUAUAUAAAUAUAUAUAUUUAAUCAGUAUCAUUGUACAUGUAUUUUGAUAUUAUAUAUUUAUAAUUAUAUAUGUAUUAAUAUUAAAAUACACUUAGACAGUGUAUAUAUGUGUGUAUGUAUGUAUAUAUGUGUAUAUAUAUAUAUAUAUAUAUAUAUACUUAGAUCAUAUAUAUAUAUAUAAUAAAUAUAUAUAUAUAUAUAUAUGAUCUAAGUAUAUAUUUUAUUUUAAACUGUUAUUAACUUUAUUUUUUUACUAUUUUCAGACAGCAGGGGGAGUAGCUGUCAUUACUCCCCCUGCUGGCUAUGCCGUCCAUGUGAUCGUGAGGUCCUCGCAAGGACCUCACGAUCACAUGGCCUGGGUGGGGGAGGGGGAAUCCCUGGGCUCCCAGGUAAGUCCCCAUACCGCGAUCGUCGGCGUUUAGAGCUGGUUCCCUAAGGACGGCAUAGAACGCCCGCCGUCCCUAAGGGGUUAACAGAACAGGAGAUUUUUUUAAAAAACUCUAAAUUAAACACAGGGUGCAGAUUAAAGAUCAUUAAAAAAAAAAAAAAAAACAUAUUUUUUUUUGUUGGCUGUGUAUGUCACAGCCAGGGGAGGUGUGACUGGGGCAGCAUACACAAACACAACACAAACACAAAGAAAAUUUAUUUAACUUCUAAAUGACAGACAAUGGAGCAGUGAUGUAUACACCAGAACUGCUUCAUUAAGUUGCUUUGAUACUUGUAGUAUGCCUUUAAUGGAUACAUUUUAAAAAAGCAGAAAAAAAAACUAAUUGAUUAUUUCACUUAAUUUGUUUUUAUUGUAUUACUUUUUGUAGCAUAGAUAAGAGAUUGGUCCCGGUCUUGUUUUAAUAGAACACAUAAAGCCAGAAAAUACAGACAGUAACAUGAAUGCUAAGAGUACAAGUGAAAUUACUGAAGCUCUUUAUAGCACUCAAUUUGUCUGCAAACACUACCCUCUGUAAUGUGUUUGUUCAGAAGCAACAACCUUUUCUAUACAAAGAUUAGUUCUACUGCACAGUUUAUGAAAUACAAAGUUAGAUCAUGUGCAGUUCGUGUGUGUAUUGAUAUAUUCAGUGCAUCUGUUUGUUCAAUGUACAUAUCUUGCUUAUUAUUUGAGACUGCUGCCAAUGUUUCACUGAGCUAGGGUAAGCAUAUGUUUCUGUCACCAGAUUUCUUCCUUAAGAUUGCGUGUGCAAGAUUUACAUAAUGUGAAACUUAAACAAGUACUGUUCAUGUCUUGAGAUUACAACUUUUUAUAAAUCAUUGAAAAUAACCUACCAGAAAAGAAAGAUGUGACUCCAACUAGUUGGCAAGGGCAGUUGGACAGAUUGCAUCCUCCUGGAUAGGGGGUUAAACCCUUGAAAAUAUCCAGUGCACUUCUUGCUGUGUAUUGGAAGGCAGAACUGAGUUCAGAACAUAGUUUUCUUGGUACAAGGAAAAUAAAUGGAUGGCAUUUAUCAAAGUGCUUUGAAUAUUCAUCUUUUCGUAGGGAAGUGUGGGCCUAGUCUAAGUAGUAUGGAUUGAUUAGAUGGAUGAAGACGUGGGUAAAUGUGGAAGACGAAAGCUGGAGUGUGUAGUAGUGCCUUAGCCCCCAGGAUAUGUCUCUGUCAAUCUUCCAUUUGUAUUAUUUCAAAUAACUGUAGAUAUAUUCCAUAGUUCCAAUAUGUUUGUGUAGGUUGCAUCUAGAAUAUCUUCAGUUUAAAUGAGGAAAAUUCAGCAUCCCCAUGCAGAGUGUUGAGAAGCUAAACAGCAGUGCUGCCUACUGUGCAGCACUGCCCCAGGAAGCACCUCCAGUGGCCAUCUGAGGAGUGGCCACUUGGAGGUGUCCCUAGGGGGCAGUGUAACGACUGCAUUUUCUGGGAAAAUGCAGUGUUUGCAUUAAAAUGCCUACAGGGAAUGAUUAUACUCAACAGAACAACAACAUUAAGCUGUAGUUCUGGUGACUGUAGGGUCCCUUUAAAGAUCUGAAAACAUAAUGUUAAAAGUCUUGGGAAAUUUAACCAUUUCAAAGUCUAUAUUCAAUCGUAAAAGGUUGUUCAAUCUAGAUUCUAAUAUUAAUGUUUAUCAGUAAUAGUGUUUAUAACAUAACCUUUUCAGGUCAAAGAUCAGAUGCUAUGGUAAGGAGUACCUCAAAACCUCUUUAAGACCUAGCAAGAUUUUCUUUAUGUAAUUUUUUGAUGUGUAACAUAGAUAUAUUAAUAAGAUAUGCCAAUCACAGAAAUUGUAGAGUGUCUGCUGCCAUGUUCAAUGUGUGACUGUUGCAGCUCACCUUAUUUCUGAACGAUAUUUUCUUGAAAACUAAAUGGAGCACCAUGGGACAUGUUGCCCACAAAAAUCUGCAGUGACAAGGUUUGCCAUCGCUAUUGUAUAAGCUGCUGAAAGUGGGGCUCUCCAGACACAAAGAGGUGUAUAAGUUCACUUGUUCUUUUUUGAUUAUUUUUGUUUUAUGUAGAAUCCUGAUUUGUUUUUUGUUUUCUUGCUCUAAAUUUCUAAGCUUGAAUUAAAACAAAAAAAAUUGCAAUCAGUUUUAUCAUGCUGAUUUCAACACUCCAAGGACUAUAGUGCCAUGUUAGAAUGAUCCAAAACUGAUUAAUUAAUGCAAAUUACUAGUUCUGUUUUCCAUGUUCAUGCUGUUGCAGUAAAAAAUGUCAAGAUGUCUGAACCAGUAACUCAUAUUUUAUUCAUAAUGUAGUGACUGCUGAGCUACCCUUGGCUAAUAUGUUGUCCUAUAGUGAAUUAAAACUCAACAAUUAUAUAUUUUAUUCUAGGUGGUACAGUUGCAUGCUGGGUAAGAAGUGCAGUUUGGCACCUUUGAAGGAAGAGCUACGAAUUCACGGGGUAUGUUGUGGUUCUAUAUUUUCUGUAAAAGCUGAAAAUUUUCAUUUUGUAAAAAUCUGUAUAGAUUUAAACUCUUUUCCCCCCACCACCAUCACCAGAAAAAAAUCACUAUUUAGUAGAGUGGCAUAUCUAAAACCCAUUGCAAAAACUGCAGGUCUCUUGUCUGCAACCUUUGCAAGCUCUCUUGUGCUGCGUAACACUCCAACUGGAGUGGCUUCUCUUUGAAACCCUAGUUAACAGAACCUUAUUGUGACAGUUACAUGUUACCACAUAGGUUUGUGGUUUUUCAUAGGGAAAUAUUAAUGCAGAAUAUAUGUUCUAAAACAGGGAAGUCUAAUUUCAUCCACGCAAUUGGUUUUGGACUUCAAUCCAACAAUUCUAUGCAAGCCUUCAUCCAGUGAAGUUAAUAAUUUACAAAAUAAUAUAUUGUCCCCCAAAUAGUUUGUUAAAAUAUAUAUAUACAGCAUACACAUUAAAAUGCCUAUUUUUACACCCUAGGUCCCUAAAGUUGCCUAUACAGAAUUCUAUCAAGGGCGAACAAUGCGUUGGGCUCUGGCAUGGAGCUUUUAUGAUGAUGUUGUCAUUCCAGUAAGUUUUGUUUUUUUCCCUAUACUUAAGGCUGGUCAAUCUAAGAUUAUGAUUGUUUUGUGUGCAAGUAUGUUUUAAAGGGACUUAUUUUUCUUUGGAAAAUACCUCCAAAAUGGAGGACACUGCAUUUUUAUUAGUUUUAACAAAGAGUUGUUCAAAAUUCAUUCAGUAUAUAGUUUUAUAGUUCCUUUAACCUAUGCAUGUCAGAAUGACUCGCCCCUCCAGCUUAGUCAAAAAUAAAAAUCAUAGUUUCAGAUUUUGCAGCUACAUGUUUUUUGCUGUUUUCUAAACUAACAGAAUGUGUAUUGCUGAUGCAAUAAAAUAUGUGCAGUCAAAAAAAUUGAUCAUUUGUGUAUGAAUGUAUGAUCAUAGGCUAAUGUUUCCCAGGCAACAGUUAAGGGUUGUGCACAGAUGUAGGGCUUACUCUGUACAACAUACAGUUAUAAUCAAAAUUAUUCAACCCCCAUUGAAAAUCAGGUUUUGUCAAAAAAUUAUAGACUUUUAGCUGUUUGCAAUGAACAAAUCAAACAAAAGCAAUUGAAAUAGCUCAACACAACAAAUGCUUAAAGUGGUUUCCCCAAAUUCAACUGAAAAUGUAACUUACAAUGACUUCUCCAGUCUCAAAAUUGCCUGAGGCCAACAAGUCUUGCUGCAAGUCGUGUGCAGUUAUUUGAGGGGUUUCCACAACCUGGCUACAGAAAUAUGGUUGUAGCCAUUGAUAGCUUCCCUUUUCUGCCCUCUCUAUGUAGUGUAACCACUGUUUCUUCAACUUUGAACUUGCAAUCUAUUCUUCCAGUGGUGUCUCUAGGAACAUUCAGUGCUUCUGCUUUCUUUUUGUAUCCUGUUCCUUGCUUGUGAAGGACAAUGAUCUAUUUUCUUAACUUUGUGGACCAUACUUUUGACUUAGCCGUAUUUCUAACAUGCAGUCAAAUGUGACACUCCACAAACCCAGUUCAAAUAUUUUAAGUGUUCCAGCUCAAGCACACCUGGUGCAACUAAUGAAGACCUUGAUUAGUUGCAUCACGUGCGCUUGAGACAACACUGCUUUUGCAUAUUUGUCCUGUUGUGAGGGUUUCUGUUCAGACAGUGGAGUAAUUCCUUAUAAGUUGCAUUUUCAGUUGAAUUUGGGUAAACCACGUAAAGCAUUUAUUGUGUUGAGCUAUUUCAAUUGCUUUUGUUCAUUGCGAACAGCUGAAAGUCUGUAAAUUAUGACCAUAAACCUGAUUUUCAAUGGGGGUUGCAUCAUUUUGAUUGCAUCUAUAAUUUAAUUUAAAUUUGUGGUAGUGUAUUGUAAGCAGGGCCAGCCUGUCCAUAGGUCCCGUUGGGACUACGGCUCCAGGCUGCACUCUUACAGGGGCAACAUUUUCCCGCCCCUGUUAUCUUAUAAAAUAUCUUAAUUUGUCCCCUAUUAGCCCAUCCGACGGAGCGGGCUCUAAGGCUGCCCAACAUUUUUAAAAAUUAGGGAUUUCGGGAGGUGGAGGCUGGCCGGGUACUCUGUUUUAGAAACGUUCAACCCUUAAGUAAAGGCGCUCGCAUAUACAGUGCGAACCGGAGCUUUAGUGCUCAGUGUACCUGCACCAGGGCUGCGCCUGUUGCUGUGAGCUGGCUCAAGGUAGGAGCGGCACGCUAUUGAGCCUUCUGACGCAGGAGCCAGCAAACAGAAGUCAGCGGUGGGAGCCGCUGAUACAAGGGUAAGUUUCUGUGUCUGUACCUGCCACAUUUUCUCACAAAUUCCUUCCUAGUCUGUCAUGUACUCUCCACAAACUACCUCAUACCCUUCCCAAUCCUUCUCCAAACUGCAACCUAAACAUCCUCAUUCCCCCAAGACCUGACAAGUUCCCUAAUCCCUUUCCAGAUUGCCACUUAUCCUCCCUAAUCCCUCCCAAAACUGCCCUCUUAUCUCUCUAUUCCUUCCCCAGUGUGCCAUCUCAAUUGCUUAAUUUGUAUCCAGUUUGUCACCUAACCUCUGUAACAGUGAUGGCGAACCUAUGGCACACGUGCCACAGGUGGCACGCUGGGCCUUUUCUGUGGGCAUGUGGCCAUAGAUUCGCCAUCAAUGCAGAGUAGGCACCUGCCUGCCCAAAACGGCAGGCGCCUACUCUGCUUCCGUGUCGGGACGCAGGGGGAGAGAUCUGUGAAGCAGCUCCCCUGUCCUCCCGCGAGCAAGCUGUGUGAAGCGUUGCCGUGCGUUACCAUGGCAACGCUCCACACAGCCUCGCGCGGGAGGACAGGGGAGCUGCUUCACAGAUCCCUCCCCCUGCCUCCCGACACGGAAGCAGUGCUUGCCACCACUGGACCACCAGGCAUGGCUGUGUUCUCCCCCCCCUCCUUCAUUAAAGGUAAGGAGGGAGGGAGUGGGGGAUACUGAUUUAGCAUACUUUUUUAAAUAUAAACACCAGUACUCCUACCCCCACACAGCACCCCUCCCUCCACAGCAGCAUCCCUCCCUAUCCCUACCCCCACUCACACAGCAGCCCUACCCCCACACACACAGCAGCCCUACCCCCCACGCACAGCCUAUUCCCACACAGCACCCUUACCCCCCACACAGCACCCACCCCCCACACAGCACCCUUACCCCCACACACAGCAGCACCCCCCCCCCACAGCACCCCCCCCCACACAGCACCCUACCCCCACACAGCACCCUUACCACCCCCCACACAUAGCACCCCCACAACACACACAGCACCCUUACUCCCAGCACCCCUCAUACACACACACACACACACACACAGCACCCCUCAUACACACACACACACAGCACCCCUCAUACACACACACACAGCACCCCUCAUACACACACACAUACACACACACAGCACCCCUCAUACACACACACAUACACACACACAGCACCCCUCAUACACACACACAUACACACACACACAGCACCCCUCAUAUACACACACACACACACACCACCCCUCAUGCACACACACACAGCAACCCUCACAUACACUACACCCCUCAAUGCAGUAUGUGUGUGUGCGUGUAUUCAGCACCCCUCAUACACACACACAGCACACCACACCACACACAAGCACAUACAGUACACCCCUCAAUGCAGUAUGUGCGUGUAUUCAGCAGGAAGGUUUGCAGCCUCCUUCUAUUAGCUCCCCUGAGCUAACAGAAAUGGCAGGCGCCCUCUACUGCAGUGCGCCUGCCUCCUCCCUCAUAGACCAACGAUCACCUCCUCCAGGCCACAUCAGACAGCCGGACGUGCACGAGACUGCGCAUGUGCACGAAGGUACCAUUUAAAAAAAAUAAAAAUUAAUAAUUUUCAUUUAUAUGUAUAAAGCACCAACAAAUUCCGUAGCACUGUACAAUGGGUGGACUAACAGACACAUAGUUGUAACCAGACAAGUUUCACGGGCAGGGACAGGUUGGCCCUUUUCAGUGAGUUUACAUGCUAGAGGGUGUGGGGUAUAGUGUGACAUAAAGGGGCAGAUUAGAGGUAGAUAUGUAGGCUGCUAGAAAAGUAUUCACUGAAGGCUCAGUGUGCGAGGUGGAAAAGCUGUUAACGGUUUAAUUGAUACGCGUUCCUGAAGAAAUGAGUUUUAAUGAUUUCUUGAAGGAAUGGAGACUGGGUGAAAGUUUAACGGCGAAGGGAGGGGAGUUCCAAAAGGAAUGGUGCAGCCCUGGAGAAGUCUUGAAGGCAAGCAUCAGAGGUGGGAGUAUGGAGAGGAUAGACCUAGGUCUUCAGCAGAGCGCAGUGGCCUAGAUUGGACAUACUUGUGUAUUAGGGAAGAUAAGAAUGUUGGAGCAGCAUUGUGUAGAGACUUGUAAGUAAGCACCAGAAUCUUAAAUUGAGACUUUUCAAUGAGAAGCCUCUGAUUGGGUAUUUACUUGUAAAGUUACUUCAGGGGGGAAAAGGGGAGGGCUUGCUAAGGCUGCAGUACAUAAGAUCUGCAGCCUUUGCAAGCUCUUUUAAGAUUUACUCCCAAUGAAAAUAUGCAUGAAAAAUGCAUGCAUGUAUGAAUUGAGAGUAGAUCUAUUAAACAGUGAUUUUCCAAUGUUUUGGGCAGUAGAGUGUCCCUUUAAGCAAGACAGUCACAACUUAAGGAUCUUUAGUUCUACAGGAAACUUAUUAUAAAUUAAUAUGGCACAGAUACUUAGGUAAACAAAUAGGUCUAACUGUCAUACUCGUUGCCUUUCUUUUGGUUUAUAACAACUCUGGAAACACCCACACUACCAGAGAAGCUUGCUCACUAUCAUUACUACCCUUAAAGUGGCUCUGUCACCUUGUGGGGUCUUUGCAAAGACACUCAAUGGUGGCAUUGCCACUUGCUGUGCCGAGGACAAGUAGUUCAGGUGAAGAGUAGGUAUUACUUGCCUGAAACUGUCUCUCCUGGCUGCUGCCAUCUACAUCUGUGGGAUCUUGUCCAGGUCCUAGGGCUCAAAUCCUAGGAGGCCCAAUAAGUGCUGGACUCUCUCACAUGUAUGAGAAUAUAACACGGUCUAUGGAGGAUCUUGCGAGACUGCCCUUUUCCUCAUUUGCAUCAGAUCAACAUUAAGUCCUCCAUUCUGCUUCCUGCUCCUUACUUUUCAUCCCUGACCUCAAAAAGAAUUGUUGAGCAGCUUUCUCUUUUAGAUCCUUGUUUACUUGAAAUAACCUUCUGGAGAAUAUAAAAUCUGCCACCAAUGUGAAGUCCCUAAAAACUUCUGCAUCCAUAUAUCUUCAAUCGAAACUGCUCUCACUCAUAAUUUUAUUGUAUAUGUCUAUGGUAUGUGUAACAAAGUAUUUAUAAUUGUGCUUUGUCACAUGUUAAAUAUGCUCCCCAGAAUAAGUCUUUGAAAAUAAGAGAAAUAUCAAUGCAUUGUUCCUGGUAAAAUUAUUAUAAAUAAGACCAAAGUGAGAAAAGGUAAAGGUAGCAAGAAUUUGCAGGUGGGAGUUUGGACCUAGACAAGGAAGUAUUACAAUAGCGGUGGUUAACAGCUUAGAACAUAUUUAUUUUGUUUUCUAAACUGUGACCUUAAAAUCUUUCAGUUGAAGUUAAAUAAUUGAUCAGAUACCUCACACACUAAACUAACACGUGUGAAAUUCCAGUCUAAUAUUUCUGCUUUGCUAUACCUUGCUAUAAUGUAAGAUGGAACAGGAUCAAGGAAUGACAAUCAUAUGUAGUGUUUAUGGCUUCUAUUUGGUUUUGUUUUUUUCCCUCAUUCUUUCUUUCCCUGUGGCAGAGGUGAGUUAUUCCCCUGAGCAGCUUCUGAAGCUGCUCAGGGAAAUGUUUUACCUUGGGGAAAAGCUUUUGCACAUCUAAAUGCCAAUUUGCUGAAAGCAAAGAAACAGUUCUUUACAAAACAUAUUCAUCAAGUGGUAAUUUUCAGUGAUUUUAUUGAUUUUAAAGUUUUUUUUUUUUCUUUUUGAAGUAUGUUUUUUUUUUUCUGUAUAGGUGUUUAUUAUGUUAUGGAGAACACAUAUACCAUAUUGCUCUAUAAUCGAUGUGAUAUGUACAUAUCACAUCAAUUAAACAGCACUGUGGUAUAUGUUGGUGUUCUCCAUUAAAUAGUAAAAAACCUAUACAGAAAAAAACGCAUUAUACUAUACUUUUCAUCCAGUGUAACCUAAAUAUGCUUUCUAUGCCACUUCCGUAAAUUAAUCUGUAGAUUUUAAUCAGUAUCACAUGUACAAAAUGUUUUGACAAAAGGUGUUCAAAUACAUAGCAGUAGCUUUUAAAUGCUAAAUAUUUUAACAACAAAAGGACUAGUAAUAAAUUAUAUCUGGGAUGUAGGAAUUGUUAAUUCCAUUCAUUCAUUUAUUUUAUUAAGGGGUUCACAUUAGAGGGCAGUAGCAGAAUUGGAAAAUUAAAAAAAUGUUGUGUUUCUGUUUUGAGUUCUUCACAAUUUCUGGUUUUAUAAAUUCCUUGGUUACUCGUUCUCACAAAAUGUUCCCAUAUAGAAGAGAAGAUGUCCAUGUGAUUGACAUGUGGUCGUUGGAUUAUUUUUUACUAUCUCAUGAUAUAUCUAGUGUUUUAGCAGCUGUUAUUUUUAUUUUUUUUAUAAUGAAAGUGUUUAUUGGAUAAGACAUUUUACAAGCUAUGUAGUCAUUAGAUACACAUUCAAUGACAUACUAUUAGUCUCUGGACUAUGGACCACAGGUAAGUGGAUUCAGUUUAUGGUCUAUAAUGCUGAAGCUAUGGAGAGACAGAAGAGCAGAUGGUUUGUAGUUUAGCAGGUUAUAAAAAGUGGCCUCUUUCCACAUUCCUUCUAUGGUAUUUGUAUUGUCAUUUUUAAAUUAUUUGUGUAUUGACUGCAGGUAAUAAGAGGAGACUGUACAUUCAAGGCAACAGUCGAUUGGUACAUCAUAAGUGAUGACAUCAUGUUCAUGUUGCUAACAAUUGUUUUAAGUUAUGACACAAGCAAUGAGGUUCUGGGUUUGUUCGAAGCGAGUAGUUAAGCAUCAAGUGUGCCGCAAGGCCCUCAUUUGAGUACCCACUUUUAGCUGUUAUUUUUUUUAAAGAGACACUACUGGCACCAAUAAAUGUUUUGCAGAAUGCUGCACCACAAGCCUGGCUCAAUAGCCACACCACCUUGUCCUAGAAAGCAUUCCUUAUCAAAGGUAUGCACACCGUCUCAGCCCCUCACAUCACCGAAUGAGCUGUGUUAAAAUCACAACCUGGCUGCAGAAAGUCAGAGAAACUACAAACACGUAGUUGAUAUCCUUUCUAUAUGUCUUCUUGGGUGUCAUCUCAAUCUAAUGCAGGUUGCUUUGUAGUUCAUAUCAUUCAGUACUGUCAGUUGCUCAGCUGUGUGCAUGCCUAUUUGAUAAAUUAUUUUUCUGGAAUGAGGGGGUGGAACUGAAGAGACAGGUUUAUGGUGCAGCAUUCUGUAAAACAUUUUUUAGUGCCUGGAGUGUUCCUUAAGUGAGUUUUAACAAGAUAAAAAUAAUGAUUCCUAGGAAUACUGUGGAAAUCCUACAUAACAAGAACAUAUUGUAAUCAAUACAUUCUGCUUGCAAAAGUAACAGGAAUUGGAGAUGUUUUUUGUUGUUGCACAUUUACAGUUCAGCGAGACACCCGUUAACUCAUGUGCAUUUCACAAUGCUUGUUGCUCAAACCCAGAUUCCUGCCUGGCAACCAAAUUGCUAGAAAGUGUAUUAAUACAACUUUAUUUCAUAUGGAAUAUACUAGAAGACUGAUAAAACUGCACACGUGGUAAAUUGCAGUGCAGUUUUAGAAAUUUAGCAUAAUGAAUGUUUGUCAUUUUAAUGUUGAUAUUAUAAAGUUCCACAGUGCAGAUUUUGUAAGACAGUAGCCAUAUAUUGGGCACCAUUUUUGUAUGUUUAUGUAAUGUUUGUUUACUAUCAGACCUAUCACAGCAGUCAAGAACAUAUGGAUGUAGGAUACAUAUUACCAGAUUGGCCAAGCUUAGUAUAGAAAUCUUAGUUGAGGUAAAAUACAAGAAAUUCUCUAAGGGAAAAUUGUAGUCCACAACAACUCCAGGGUCUGGAUGCAAGAAAUGAUCAGAAGCCAAAAAGCUAGCCUGGGUCAGAAAUACCAAAACAGAUAGCCGUAUGAGCCAGGACAUAACAAAACACCAAUACACUAAAGUGCCAACAACACUGUAAAAUGCUGACCAUCAUCUGACUGACUAAUUAUCUUUACUGUGUGUGGAAGAUGGUGGCUACAAUUGGGUACUCAAAUAGCAUUCACAACAUUUUGGAUCUUUGAAGAGACGCCGUGGAAGACUGCUGCUUGAAGUAAGUCCUGACUGCAUGGCUCAAGAUUUCCACACAUGACUUGCCAUUGGACAAGGAUAAAUUCACCCCUGGUAAAUAUGCAGUGGCGAGUAAGGCUUGGCUAGUAGCAUAGGACUUCAAGUUUUAAUCCCUGCUGACUGGAUUCUCUCUAAUACACAAUAACUGUAAUCUCACUUGUCAUAGCUUUGGUUAGGUCUUUUUCUCUGCUUAUUGAAGUAUUUUGCCAGUUGCUCUCUUAAAAGAAGCAAUCUGAUACAACCUGGAAAUAUCUUCAUCUAGAGGAGACAUUUUAGCUGUGUAAGAGCUUUGGGUCCGAUUUACUUAUACAUAGCCUGUGGGGGAGUAGUGCUUUACCUUUUGUACAACCUACAUGUGACAGACUGGUCUACUAAUGACCAUUUGUCUGGAGGAUUAGACACGCAUACUGGUUUUUCUGGGCUUAACAAAUUAAAAAGGCAUUAGCUGAAAGAUUCUAUCACACUAUAAGCAUAUUCAUUGCUUGGGACGAGAGAAUGGAAAGUAAGAUCACAUCUUGGGCUAAAUGUCAGUUGCUGAAGGUUUUGGUUUUUUUUUUCUUUUUUUUUUUUUUUCUCCUUUUUUCUCCUCAUAUAUAAAAAUGAAAUGGCCUUUUCAGCUUAAAUUAGAGGGAUCUUUCAUAAAAAAAAUAAAUAAUAAUUUUAUCGAUUUCAUGUUUUCUUUUUGUUCUUACUAGUUGGGGGUUAACUGCAGAUGUCUAGUCUCGCAAUUACAAUGCACAGGCUUGGCAUUAAAUAGGUAUGAUUGGAAGAAGCUAGUGAAAGGUCUUAAAGGAUGACUAACUGUGAUUUCAAGCCGAGCGUGGCUUGAUAGAAUUGAUUGUUUUUUUUGCAAUGUUUCGACACUUAAAGCUGCAGCUCUCACAUUCUGUGCUUUUCAGUGACUUGCAGUAUUAAUCUGCACUAAACAUUAAAUACAUUUUUAAAAGCAAUAGAGGAUUCAAAAAGUAAGCAAGUGCACAUAUUCAGCUACAAAAAUAUAUGCAUAUUUUUAUUAAAAUUUGUAUUUAGCUGUGCUUACCGCGUGUACAUUAAAGUGUGUGUGUAUGUUUGUAUAUAUAUAUAUAUAUAUAUAUAUAUAUAUAUAUAUUUUAAAUUUAUUUAUUUUUUAUCAUUAAAUUUUUUAUUUUUUUGCUUUGAUUGUAUUAGGGCCAAAUCACACAGCUCAUCAUUAAAAGUCGCCAAUACCGACACAAUAGGGCAGCCCGUGACUCUCCCCCAUGCUGGUUUAGUAAAGAAGCAAAGCGAUAUUACAUUAGAUUGUUAGAAUAAUUUGGGUGUUGAAAACGGCCGCUAAUUAUACCACAGUCAAGAAUUAUGUGCUCUGAUUAAAAAAAAAAAAAAAAAGCAAUUUUUAAGAAGCUGGUGUGUGUGUGUGUGUGUAUGUAUCUAUAUAUUUACAUAUGUACACAGGCUAAAAAAGAGCUAAACUUAAAAGAUCUCAAUAUAUUAAUAUAUUAUUACAUUUAUUUUAAUCUUAUGAAUAAAAAAAAACAAUAAAAAUUAUGUUUGACAGAAUUAAUAUGGAUUUUCAUACAUGUUUCAUAGAGUUUUAAAUAAUUCCAUAAGUACACAGUCUGAAAUAUGUUGCACACAGCUAUGGUCAGAGCAAGUUUUAGAUUUAUCACAGUUUUGUUGUUGAAAGGGGGGAGAUUGUUUGAAGGAAAAUAAGUUGGUCAUUUUGUAGGAUUCUGUUCCAAAAGAACAAUUGACUGAAAAUAUUGACCUUUUCAGGGCUGCGUGACCUCUCUAGCAUAUUUUAAACUGUAUUUGCCUUUUUAAACUUAGGGCUAUUUUUUUGUUAGUAUAACCCAAUACUGCUUUAUAAUGUGUUCUGUUGUCUUGUGUCUGUUUCAAACUCAUGUAGUCUAUUUGGUAACUUUUAUUUUCUUUGUAAUGUUGAACACACAGUAAGCAAAAACAUUUUGAAAUGCACAUUAAUAUUGCAUGGCUGUGGUAAAUUCAAAGAUAUAUUUUUCUGUUGUUUCUAUUUAUGCAGCCCUGGCUGUUACUCAUACAUAUAUUACAACAUUGAUAUCGCAUUAAGUGGGAUGUUGGUCUUCGGGGAAAAGGGGGAGCUGGCCAGUCAAUCAACAGAGCGGGUGAUACGAAAUUCUAUAAUUCAACGAACUUUGUUUAGACUAAAAUAUUACAUUUUUAUUUUUUCAGGACGUACAUGGGGAGGCUGUGUGAAAUUUAGACAGGGGAGGUAUGGCUAGAGCUGCAUAAACAAAGUUUGCGCCUUUUUCAAUGGUUUUCCUAUGUUGUUUCUGUACACUACUGUUAAAAGCCCCAGUGGUUUACGAACAAGCAGUACUGGACUUUACAUUUUUGUUAUAUAUAUAUGUGUGUAACUUCUUUAUAAGAUAUAUAUAUUUGUGGUUGUAUACAAUAAGCAGAGUUAUAGUAAUGGUGGUGUAAGUCGGUUGUGGUGUGCCGGAACCGACGUUCGGGUAGGCCUGUAAAAGAGGGGCCCACCAAGAUGAAUGGUUUAAUAAAGUGAGUGGCGGGUAGGCUGAACCAGCCAGUCUCAGCCCAGAAGAAGGGUAGGUCAGUGUAUUUAUAGGCCGGGUAACUCCUCUCACAACUCAAGGCUUUGCAUAACGGCUCAACCUUUUUAUAUAUAUAUAUAUAUAUAUAUAUAUAUAUAUAUAUAUAUAUAUAAAAUCUCAAAAUACACUUAGAAUUAUAAAAUAUAUAGUGUGUGUGCUAUUUUAUUUUAUCAUUUUUACAUUAUAAUUAAUAAAAUCACAUAAUUAUUUAAGGGACCUGCCUGACGACCUAGAAAUAGAGAUGUCCCGAACUGUUCGCGAACUGUCCGCCGGCAAACAAUAGCGUGGGCGAACAUAUCCGUUUUCCGGUCCGCCCCCUAUACGUCAUCAUUGAGUAAACUUUGACCCGGAACCACACAGUCAGCAGACACAGCAGAAUGUGUCUGCUGGCUGUGAGGUUCCGGGUCAAAGUUUACUCAAUGAUGACCCAAUCAGCAGCAGAUCAUUGAGUAAACUUUGACCCGGAACCUCACAGCCAGCAGACACAUUCCACCCAAUCAGCAGCAGACCCUCCCUCCCAGGAAGUGUCUGCUGACUGUGUGGUUCCGGGUCAAAGUUUACUCAAUGAUGACGUAUGGGGGGCGGACCGGAAAUCGGAUAUGUUCGCCCAACGCGAACACACUAUUGUUCGCCGGCGGACAGUUCGCGACAUCUCUACCUAGAAAGUCCAGAGAAUUUAAUUUGCAAUCCCUAUAUUUAACCCUGUGACUUAUGAAAACACCAUGAAACCUGUACAUAUUGGGCUUCUGUUGUACUUGUGAGACUUCGCUGAACAGAGCUAUUAGUGUUCUAAACACUAAAACUUGUAAUUUUGAUGAUCUCAUCAGGAAAAAUUCAGUUUUUGUGUGAAAAAAAAAUAAAUAAAAUAUAAACACUAUUUUUGGCUAGGAUUUGUGACUAAGUGGCUACUAAAAAAGAUUGGACAUACCCCAUUCUGAAUACCCUGGGUAGUCUACUUUAGCAAAUGGUAUCAUGAUGGAGGUAAUUCUCAUUCCUGGGCUGCCAUGUGGUCUCAAAGGCAACAUAGGCUCAGCAAAGACAUUUGGCAAACUAAAACGGGAAAGCCCUAUAUUGUAACUCCCCCCUGUUUUACUUAUCUUUUUCUCCCUCAAAGCACCAGUCUCCCCGCUGCUGUCCUGACUUCAUGACUGAGAUCAUCAAGAUUGAUGACCUCUGCGAAUCCAGUUCUUUCCAAUUGUGUGGCAAAACACAGCGCCGUGGCAAGUUUCAUUCCGCUAUUUCAAUGAAAGCUUCCCUAGUGGCUCUUAGUUCAAUGUUUUACAUUGCAGGUUUAAAAUGGCCUACAGAAUAUUGGAUAACAUACCACCCCAACCACUAAACGGAGAUGAAGUAGUUUGACCAUUUAAAUGCAGACCUCUUGUCUUUUGCUUGGUCCUGUUAAUGAAAAGGCUGCAGGAUCCAUUUUGUAGCCUGUCUCUUGCACUUUCCAGUUUUUUGAUGUUCAAUUCUCAAAACUGGUGCCAAAGACUUUCAAUAUGGGGUAGUUAAUGUGUUCACAUUAUGUAUGUAAUCUGGUGUGUUUUUAAAAAAUUUUUAUUAUUAAAUAUUUCAUAUCUUUGUACAGUGGAUCUUUUCCUUAUGUCAACCAGUGUUGCACAAGUUGAAGUCUACCAGUAGAAAGCUGAUUAAGGCUAUUUAAAACCCAAGUACAAAUAAUCAUAUAUGCUUUCAUCAUGUUACUCUAAUAUCUACCCUUGGCUAACAUUUAAUUUGAACACCUGCAGUGUCUGCACUUAUGCAUUGCAAGCAAAUCCUGUUCAAAGCACACAUUUUCAACCAGAUGUUAUGUUUCUCAAAAUCUUUGGGGGGGUUUUCACCCCGAAUGUUUGACCGCCUUAUUAAAUGAAAUGUGUGCUAUACUGCUGCAUUACAAUUAUAAAGCUCAUUUAAUGUGCCCCAGCAGACACCCUUAUGAAUGCUGAGUCUAUAUAAAUGAUUCAAGUUUGUUUAAUUCUUCUCUAACCGUGAAAAUGAUAUAUGCGAUUUAAGCUAAUUACAAAAACCACAUGUAUGCACUUUAGCAUUGAGUGACAUAUAAAACAUAUCUGUGUUUAGACUGCCUUUUUGUCCUUCAUUUCCAUCUUUGUAUUUGCUAAAAUACUGACAGUAGUUUCCUCUAGUUCAUCAAAAUUCAAACUAUAUUCCAAGGAGCAAGCCUAUUUUGCAGCAGAAAUGUGCAGAGUUGGCUAAAUCCAUUCCAGCAGAACGAAUUGUUGAUCAAGACUAGAAUCCAUAUAGAAUGUUGAUUAACAUGUAAGCAAAUUCACUGGUGAGAUAUGUCAAUAGUCCAUAAACCUUUGGCAAGAAAAGUGUGUUUAAACUGCAUUAACCUCUGAAGGUCCCCUCCCCGUAACUUGACAAUGGCAGUCUACAAUGUAGAUAUAAAAAUAAUAUAUGUAAAGAGCAAACAAACAAGCAUGUGUGCGCUCUUGUAUGUGAUGUGUGCAAAAUCUGUAUAAGAUGCAUGCUAUGUGUUAUAGUGUGUGUGUAUGUAUAUAUAUAUAUAUGUAUAUAUAUAUGUGUGUAUAUAUAUAUAUAUAUAUAUAUAUAUAUAUAUAAUGUGUGUGUGUGUGCGCGCCUUAACUAUAAGUUAAAGUACGAAUGUGCAGCUCACAAUAUAAAAUUAGGAAUAGCGACUUUGUUUAUCUUAGUUAGCUUCCCUUUAACAUUACAUAAUGUCAACGAUAUCAAUUGAAGGAACACCCUAAUUUGUUAUAUACAAUAAUAUUGUAUAAAAAAAUAUAAAAAAAACAACUAUUAGUAGCCUUAUAUGUAACUAAUAAGCAUAAAAAAGUAUAUAUAUGCAGCACACAGUAAAACAGUACAGGUGGUCCUUGGUUUACGACCUACCUGUUUUACGAUGGCUUGCACUUACAACCAGCUCUCUAGCGUAGGGAUUCAAGGGGUUCCCACGUCAGAGAGUUGGUUUACGUUCAGGGAAUUUUCCCCGGAUAUAGAUUAGAGGGAUUCCCUGCUCUGGUGCGUAUGUCUACAUUCGGGUAAAAUUUUCCCGCACCGAGCAGGGACUCCCUCUAAUCUAUGUUCUGGGAAAUUUCCCCGAAUAUAGAAAAACAUAGCAGAGCAGGGAAUUCAUCUAAUGUAUGUUCGGGGAACGUUCCCCGAACAUAGAUUUGAAGGAUUCCCUGCUCUGCUGUGCUUGUCUAUGUUCGGAGAAAUCUCCCCGAACAUAGACCUGCACAGGUACGCAUGCUGUGUAGCACAUCCUCACUACCAACCAAUUAGUUUUACGACCGAGUUGUAAGAACGGAACCCGAUCGGUAAGUGAGGAGUAUCUGUAUUAGACAAUCUAAAAGGAGCUUAAUAUAUACAAUCUUAAAGCGGCACUGUUACCGUUUGGGGACUUUACAAACUUGUGUUCCUAGCACUAUAGCUCCCUAUAUUGCCCUUCCACGCCACUUCCACUUGCAGUGCAUUUCCCCUUUUGUCACUUAACUGAAUCCAGCGCCGAUGUCCCUCAGCGCUGGUUCAGGCUUCGCCUUGGGUCCUCUGACGUCGGGGACCAAAUGCGCAUGGCGGCGAGCAAGGUUUUGGGUGACGCUGUGUGAGGACAUCCAGCGUCAGGCCACCAAAAUUUGCUUAACGACCCAGAAGUCCCUCUAGUGGUUGUGUCCAGAGCUGGAGUUAACCCUGGGUAGUAAUUAUUGCACUUCAAUGAGCUGAAGUCUGGGUGCCUAUAGUGUCCCUUUAACGAAGAAUUGGAUUUCCAUGUCUUGUAGGUCUCCAUGCUAGAGAGAACUAAAUACACCAUCCAUAUUCAGGAAAAGUUUUUUUUAUAUAUAUUGGCGCUGGAUUCAGUUAAGUGACAAAAGGGUUUUGCACUGCGGGUGGAAGCAUUUGUCUGGCUACAAUUACGUGACUGUUACUGUUUGUUACCCAUUGUACAGCGCUAUGGAAUUUGCUGGCGCAAUAUAAAUAAUAUAAUAAUAAUAUGAUUUUAACUCUUUUUCUUAAGGCCUUAAUUUAAUAUUAUUGGAUAAGCUUUCCAAAUAACCUAAAAGUUGGAUAAACUAUUUUUUUAUAUAAUGAUAUAUUUAUAUUUUCUUAAUAAAAUGUUGAAAUAUUUUAAAAGUUAAUAUUAAAUCAUUUAGAAAGCUUAUACAUGAAUAUUAAAUCAGUUUUGUUUAGCAUGUAAGGAUUAUCAGGUAAGGACAUUUGAGUAGGAUCUUUUUUAAUUCCUGCUCCUGUAUGUCUGCCUUGCCUUUUUGCAACUGCUUGUUUGUUAGUCCACCUCUUUAUAACACUACAGAAUAUAUUUGUGCUUACAAUUAAUAAGUCACUACUUUUCUGUGAUUAUAAAAUCAGCGCAGUACGUUUUCCUUGAAUGCUUCUUGUAGUAGUUUCUGUCUCCAUCUAGUGGUUUGUGAGUAAAAAUAAAAAUGUUCAAUCAUGUGAGAUUCCCAGCAACCGCCUACAUAAACUAUUUUGUGGAAUACGGGCUGCAAGUGAAAAUUCUUUGACUGCAGUUUGUGCAUGUGAAUCAAGAUAACCAAAUUUUCUGUGUCUCUUGAGGGGAAAAUAAGUGUGAAGUUGAGAUUUGUCCAUCCUGUAUUAAAGGAACACUCUAAAAAAAUAAGAAAAAUAUUUUUUUUUCUUGAGUGGUAGCAUCUAGAUUAGUGUCCUAUUAAAAUUGGCAAUAAAACUCUUCUUUAUUCCAGUGAUAUAUCCGUCUCUAUAUAGCAGCUGCUCCAUCGCUCAUCUGGCGAACUCAUUUGUAAUGAGGACUUCUGUCCAGUCCAAAGCCUUUUCUCUGAAACAACAAGAAAAGACAACAUUUAUGCACCAGAAGCUCUUCAUUGAGACAAAGUGAUUUGGGCACUUUGAGAGUUUAUUUAAAUGCGUGCCUUUUGGAAGUCUUAAAGUUUAUCUGUCUUCUGCUUUUGAAAUAUUCCUUACUUGAAGUUUAAGUGCUAAUCACAUUUUUCCCAUUUUUUUUUUAUUUUUUCCAUUUGAUUUCAGAACCCUCCUAAAAAACGGAAGCUUGAGAAGCCACGUAAACCCAUGGUGUUCACAGUACUAAAUUCAACUGUAAAAAUGCUGCAGGCUAAAUCUUCCAAAUGCACAGAGGUCAUAGGAAACGUUGGAGUGGUUUCUGAAUGGUUGAAGAAGAUCUUGACUGAACUGAAGGUAGGACAUCUUUGACAGCUAUAAUGUCCGUUUUAGAGGAUUCUACAAAUGGUUAUAAAUGCCAUGAAAAUUGGACAACACAUCCAUUAGAUAUUAAUUAGUUUUGGUUUUACCCAUUGAUGUUAUGUACGAGGGAUCCUAUUCUAAUUGCCAUGACCAGUAAUGUUUUCACAGUACAAAAAUUUUAAUUCUGGCUAAUCCACAAAAAAUAUUCACAGCUGUGUUUCUUAAAGUGUUACUCCAAGCAUCAUAAUUGCCACAGCCCACUGUAGUGGUUAUAAUCCUUAAAGUACCCUGGCCUGUUUACCCAGUAAUUGGCCAUACUGUUUAGUAAUAGUUAGCCAUCUUACCUGGAUUCCAUCGAGGCUUCCUGCUGCUGAGGUGUUGAUGUACUUCUGGCUUCUGCAGAGCUGGAGAAGAUGGAAGCCAAUGCCAGUCGACCUUUAUGGGCUGAGAGUAUUACACUUUGCACACACAAAAAAUGCACAGAAUUGACAUUAGCCAGCCUGGAACUCUAGUAUUCAGGCUGCUGAAGACAUCCCAUGAUGCUGCCAGAGAUAGAAGUUAUACCUCCUGCAUAAUUUUUGCACAGUCUUACAGUGAAACACUGCACAUAGACUCCAAGCACCAUGACCAUAACCACUUCAAAUCAAUUAAGUGGUUAUGGUGCUUAGUGGUAACCGUAAAAACAUGACUUUACAAACAAUCUGUGUUUCAUUGUGUUUUUAUUCAGAGCUUACUGAAUAACCUGGAGUGUGUUGACUUCUUUUCCCUGAAGUCUCUCUGUUGUCCCCAUGGUGUUGUGUAAAACAGGAGGUAGGUGUAGCGCCUAAAUAGUCCUUAUCAGGGAGUAUGUAACGAUACUUACAUACCACACUAUCGUUUUCUACUCCCUGAUAAGGAAUAUUUAGGCACUACACCUACCUCCUGUUUUACCCUGCAUCUUACCGGAAACUGGUGUUUUAGCUGCCAUUGGACUGUUAUCAUCUUACUUAAGCGCUGAAUUAUAGUUGCUGGUAUGCUAUUCUAUAGUGUGUGCUGGCUGUUUGCAAUAUGUGUAGUAAGCCAGCUUUUUGUAAUGUGUGUUGUAUUUGCUUUGCCGCUGCCCUCUCCCCAUCUUGUAUAAUUUCUGCAGGGAGGAGAAGUUAUCAACCCUGGUGGAUCAGUAGAGAAGCAACAGAAGUAGACUACAGGAAUUACUCCCUCACAGUCCUGGGACUCAGUGUGUUGGAGCACAGAUUGAGAAUAAGUGGUUGUGCUGUGACUCCAUUAGUGUGCUCUGGACUGUGAGUGAUUACUGAGGUCUGCACCUGCACUAUAACUCCCUGUAGCAGUCCUGCCAUUUGCCUAUGGCAGAGCUCAAAGCAGAAAAAGACUGCCUUUCCAACGUCAACAUCAACCAAUAGGAUUGCCCCACCCCUGUAUGUGCUCUUGAUAUGAACCUUGUUUUUCAUUUGCUUUAUUAGUAGUUAUAACAUGAAUAUGCACAAAAUUCUGAAACCUGGGGCACACACCACUCAACAUUGUAAGAACAAGUGCAGGGACAAUUUUCAUUUACAGAUUGUCUCUUGUAAGUCUACAGUUCCUUAUUUACUAUACAGCAAAAGGUGAGGACGUUUGCACCAAUAAAAUUGUAAUAAAAGAUAUUGCCAAUGGGAGAUAAAUACAGAAUAAUAAAAACCAACAGUAAAAAAAAAAAAAAAGGCUAAAUAUAACCAAUAAAAUGUGCAAAACUGCAAGGAGAACAGCCAAAGCUUGUAGGAAAGUAUCUUCUCUACGGAGUUGCCAGAUCAAAAAAUGUUUGGGAUCCAUAUCAAAAUACAAAAAAGAGGAAAAUACAAUAGUGGUGUAUAUCACGACACUAUAUGACACUAAUAAUUCAUAGAUCUUACGGAGUCCUACUUAAGUUUUCUAGAGCUAGAACCAGCUCUAGAUUUUUUUUAUUUUUUUUUAUUUUAUUUUUUUUAUUCUAUUCUAUUGCUUUUUAUUCUUCUGUAUCUAUUUCCCAUUGGGAAUAUCCUUUGUUAUAAUUUUAUUGGGGCAACCUUCCUCUCAUUUUGCUGUAUUGUCCUGUUCUUUUUGGGGUUCGUGAGGGAGACCCUUCCUUUAGGUGAACUGCCUUUUCCUUAUAAUUUGGUUUGGUCGAAUAGCGCUCAUCCGUUGUUUUUCUUUUUCUGUGUUCCUUAUUUACUAUAGGUGCAGAUUAUCACGGUAAUGUCAGACCUAUAUGCCUUCAUUAAACGUACUUAUUUUGCAUACUUUACAUUUGUGAACAUUUUGUUUAACAGGUUCAGCAUAAAUAUGUCACAUGUGGAGAUAAAGAAGAGAGCUUGUUCCUUACAACGAUAGAAAACUCCUGGGUUCACAUACGCAGAAAAAAAAGAGAGAGCACGAGGCAACUGAGAGAAUUACCCAGAGCUCCUGAUGACUUAAUGAAGAUGGAGGCAAGCCCAGUAAAAAAAGAGGCUUUAAAAGAAGACUAUCAAAUACCAGAGGCAGCACCAAUUACAUGUAAAAUUGACUCUACAUCUUCAAACACCAGUUCCAUUGUACCUUUACCUUCAAAUUCUGAUAGCUUUACCCAUGUUGCUCCAUUCCUUACUAAUGAUCCUAAUCUGAAAUCGGAGGAAAAGGAACAAAUGACCACGAAACCAGAUGAAGCAUCACUUAGUGAACACCUUGUAGAGAAUGAGCAUGACUCAACCGAAGAAAUUAUUCAGUCUGCUGGCGAAAGCACGCCAAAAACCCAAAGCAUUGGUAUUCCUUUUCUUUUUAAGUGUUUAAUGAACAUUAAAGAAGAGUCCAAUGAUGUACUGGUUGAGAUGCACUGGGUUGAAGGCCAGAACCGGGACUUGAUGAAUCAGCUCUGCACGUACCUGCGCAAUCAAAUCUGCAGGAUUUCAACUAGCUAGCUUACUUAGAAAUUAUCAAUAGUUAAUUAGAAGUUGGCUAUAUUUUUCACAAGUGUGUAUGUUUUUUUUUUUGUUUUUUGUUUUGUUUUUUAUACAAUUAACCCUUUUAAAUGACAGCCCUACCUACUACUACUUCCUAAAGCAUAACUUUUUAAUAACUUUUUUAGUUUUAUUAUGACAUUUAUUUCUGACAAAAUUGGCGGUGGUAGUGGGACCUCAAUAGGAAUAAAAAUACAUCAGUACAAUGUUAUUCAUCCUCGAAUCCAUAUAUGAAUUGUCUCAUUGAAAGCUAAAGCGGUUUCAAAUUCUUUAAGUAUUCUUCCGUAUGCUUUUGCAUUCUCAAAAACGAGACAAUAAUGAAAUAUAAACUUGGCCAAUAAGGCAGGUAAACCACACUAGAGUGUCAAGACUUUGCAAUUUUAUGUAAAUACAUUGUAUUUUUUAAGUGAUUGUCAUUGUGUGCUUUUUCUUUCAUUACAAAUAGACAAUAUUUCCUACUUAAAGCACCAAAUUGUGAAAUAUGCGGUGGUGCGCCAAUUCUCCAAAUCAUCUCUACCAGGAUUAGAAGACCACUAUUGACUCUUCUAAUCUACUUUGAAUAUAUAUAUUUUUAAAUAUGUUUGUUUAUCAGCCAUCAGCAAUAUUCCAUUGUACUUAUAUUUUUCUGUUAUUCUUUUGGAGUAUAUUUUCUUAUUUGCCAUUCUUUUAAUUAAACAUUUCAC